This is a messenger RNA of Pelobates cultripes (western spadefoot toad), 59225 nucleotides long. Lineage: Eukaryota; Metazoa; Chordata; Amphibia; Anura; Pelobatidae. The record is from the annotation of a GenBank genome assembly.
CUUUAGCUGGGGGGCGGGGCCGGAUCCCGGAAGUGCUGUGUGUGUAUGUGUCAGGCUGCAGGCGGCCAGGAGAGUGAGCAGAGUGCUUAGACCGUGUGUGAGUAUGACUCUGUUGUAUACACUAUUAUUGGAUCUCUUUGCCUUGUGUACAUAUCUAAAAUUCAAUAACCGCUGCUUAGCCUUUGAUAUCCUGGCAGCUGGGGGGAACUACAGUUCCAAUAUCCUGCUAAGCUAGCUAAAAGCAUCAUGGGAUAUGUAGUCCUCCACAAUUGGAGUGACAAAGGCUUGCUGUCACUACAACAAACAAUGUGUGCUUGCCACAUUCACCUUGCACGUCACAUGGCUCACAGUACUGUUUGCAUAUGGCUAAAUACAGUGAUCUUUGGAGUGUAUACACACAUUGUUGGGUUGUUGAUGACUCACAUUAAUCAUUGUUUAUAUUUUAUGAUCUGCUUUAAAGUUAGGAUUGCUUUUCAAAAGUGAAAAGUAUUGUAAUUUGCACAUGAUAACUAUUUCCCUCACAGGGACUUGAAUUUUGUUGCUGAUGAGAAUGGAUUGCUGCUCUGAAUCUAAGGUGGUGCCCCCACCCCCUUAUAGCACAACCUGAUUGGUGUAAUUCUCUGUGGGGCCAUGGGUUAGUACCCAUGUGCCAAGUUGUUUGUGUGUGUGUGUGUGUGUGUGUGUGUGUGUGUGUGUACAUAAAAGUACUCUCUGUUUCUAGUUUAAAGUGUACCUCCUGCUGGAUUUUUACUGCGGUUUAGGAAUGAGCUACUUAGAUGGUUGAAUCGUUUUUUUAAAGAGCUUUUAAAAUGAAGGGGUUAUAGAAGGAAAAGCAGGGAGAACGAUAGUGUAAUGGCACGCAUGCUUUUAAUUUUUAUGCAGGUGAAGCCAAGUUUGUCUUGUUUGCAAACACAUCUUUAUAAAUUAUUGUAUUGGGCAAAUUCAAAAAUGUAUCACGGUCAAAAUAACAAAAAUAAAACACAUUUCGCCCAUGAGGCCUUAUUCAUGGCUGAAAUGUAAAAUGUUUUAAAUUUGUUCCUUACAUUGUAAGGUUUCUACCUGUAGUUGAUAUUGAUGAUUGGCGGUCCUCUACCUCAGUGCUCAAACUUAUUUAUUAUUUGUGUUUAGCACUCUAUCUACAUUCUGUAUUUAUAUUGCAUUGCUAUGAAGCUGCCGGUGACCUUUUUAUGUCCGCUGCUCGCACUCUUACUGCUAACUCGUGCAACUUCUCGUGGGUAGCUCUGUUCUUUUGAAACAGUCUCUCUACCCCAGUCAGACUCUUCAAUCAUUUAAGAAGUCUUCAAUCAUUUAAGAAGUACCUCAAAACCCACCUGAGAGAUGCUUUUGGCCACGCAGAGUAACUUUUAUUUUACAAACCUGUUUCUUGCUCUCUUAAAGGGAUGCACUCAAUUCUCGUCCCCCAGUUCUGUAACUUUUCAACCUUGUUAUCCUACUGGAUGCCCACCUUUUCUAGAUUGUAAGCUAGUUUUGAGCAGGGUCCUCCUCAACCUGUUUUUCCUGUAACAUUUUGUAAUUGUCUAAUUUACUGUUCCAUUUUCCCCAUUAUAAUAUUGUAACGCUCUACAGAAUAUGUUGGUGCUAUAUAAAUGCCAAUAAUAGUAACAUAGAUGUUUACAGCACAAUUUAGGUAUGUGAGACUGAGUUGUUUUCGUGUAAAGUUUAUUUUUAUAUGCUUUUUAAAAUUCCCCACUUUAGUAUUACGGAUAUUGUUUUCCAUUAUAUUUGCCAGUGAAAAAGAUUAAAUUUAACGUGCUUAGCAGCACUUUGUUUGAGAAAUGGAAAUUUCUGACCACAGAAAUUCCCCCAAACAUAGACCUGCUCUCUAGCGCAUCCUCACUUACAGACCACUUCGUUUGAGUCGUUGGAAUGGAACUCGGAUGGUAAGUGAGGAUUGUCUGUACACAAAUUAUUCUCAUCCUCCUUCAGAUCAAUGGUUGAGGGAGAAAAUAUGAGUUCUGCAGAUGGGCCCUUGGGUGCGUGGAAGUUUUAUUUUUGGUCUCAGAAUUCAUUUGUUUUUAUACUGUAUAUAUCUUUUUUCAUUUUUCUUUCCUGUCUACAUAAUUUGCCAAAUCCUCUCAAAGAGAAACAAAAUUGCUACUUUUAUUUAUCUAAUUUUGUUAUAUGGAAAUGCUUUCAUAGUGUUCCAUGUCGGCAAGGUCAGUUGUAAGUAAUUCUAUGAAAAGUAGGUCUGGGGCAACACUGUGAUCUUAUCUCCAUGCCACUUUUGUUGACUUUGAGAAAUUUCUGUAAGUUGACUUGACCCUUUACCUUUCAUUCAAAGACGUACUUAAGUUAGAGGCGGCAUCUUCUUUCUUUAGUCCAACUAGUCUGCCAGGUUCCAUAGAUGGCCGAUGUCAAUAGGAUCUGCGGCAUAAUAAGUAGAGAUACCAAAGAUCUAUUGCACGUUGCUCAAGUAGAUCCCUGUGAUGAUAUCAAAGGCUUUUAUUAACUAAUGGAAAAAUCGCUAAGCAAUGCAGCAGAAAAUCCUAAUUUUGUUAUUUUACCUAAGACAAAGUAGUCUCGUGUAAUUUAUGAGUAUCUCCGCCCAGACUUUUUUUUUUGGCUGUUCAAUCACAGACUUAUGCAGCUUAAUGAGAAGUCUUUACAAGGCAGGUGCCCUGAGCAAUUGCCUCUUGAGUUUAGCUCCACUGAGCCAUUCAAACCAGGAAGUAACAGGACCUCUUGUCUGCUUAAAAGCCACGUGGGUGUAAACAAGGUCAAUUUAUAAAAGAGUCAAUUUCUAUUGAAAUCUGCACUUUUUGCAAAUUGAAAAAAAGGAUACACUCUUCACAAGUGCUUUAGGGGUCUGGAGUGUCCCUUUAACAUGCUACAAUUGCAGUGAAAUACCUAUAGUCAUAUCUUCAUUAACUUGCACACGCAAGUCUGCUUUAAAUGGACACUCCAGGCACCCAGACCACUUCUGUCCAUUGGAGUGGUCUGGGUGCCAACUCCCACUACCCUUAACCCUGCAACUGUAAUUAUUGCAGUUUUUAUAAACUGCAAUGAUUACCUUGCAGGAAUAACACCUCCUCUAGUGGCUCUCUACUAGACAGCCACUAGAGGGCACUUCCUGAUUCAUAGCACAGAUUUUCCUCCAGCGUCACUAAAAUCCCCAUAGGAAAGCAUUUUCAAUGGAGAGGUCUAAUGAAUGCGCAUUAGACCUCACCCGCCGGAUGACUGGACGGGGAGGAGCGUGGGCGGACCAAUAAGCAGUGGCGAGGAACAUCUUUGCUGCCUCUGGUAAGUCACUGAAGGGGUUUUGACCCCUUCAGCAACCGGAGGUGGGAGGGAGAGGGGACCUGCAGUGCCAGGAAAACUGAUUGUUUUCUUGGCACUGGAGUGUCCCUUUAAUAAAAACUGAAUGGUAUUGUCCAAUGUCUGGAGAUAUUUUCCUCUGAAGCGAUUUUAUAAUCUGUAGAGAAGCUUUCUAUAUACAAUAUAGAGCCAAAUCAAUUUAAGUCAAAUCAAGUGCUAACUCCAGUCUUCUUAGUUUAAUAGUACUUCUAACUUAUUCCCACUACAGAUAAGACUGUAAUCUCCAAGGUAAGAUUUGAAUGCCUUUCAAAAUCUGUUUAACCCCUUAAGGACUGGACUGUUUUUGCGAUGUUGUACAUUUGCAACCAGGAAUAUUUUUACACUUUUCUGGUGUUUGUGUUUAGCUGUUAUUUUCCGCUCUCUCAUUUACUGUUCCCAUACAAAUUAUAUAUUGUUUUUUUCAGGACAAAAGGGGCUUUCUUUACAUACCAUUAUUUAUAUAAUCUCAUGUAUUUUAAUUUAAAAAAAAUAAAAAAUAUGAUGAAAAAUUGAAAAAAAUACAUGUUUUUUGACUUUUACUUGAAAAAUCUUUUACUCAUCUACAAAAGCGAAUGAAAAAAACAGCUAAAUAGAUUCAAAAUUUUGUCCUGAGUUUAAAAAUACCCAGUGUUUACAUGCUUUUUUGCUUUUUUUUGCAAGUUAUAGGGCUAUAGGUACAAGUAGGAUAUGGCGGUUUCAAAACAAAAUUUUUUAAAUGUAUCAAUAGUGACAUUGUAACACUAUUAUCUGUCAUAAAUCUCUGGAAAACACUCCACAUGUAUAUAUUUUUUUUAAAGUAGACAACCCAGGGUAUUCAUCUAAGGAUAUUUUGACACUUUCUAUGCAGCCAUUUUACCACAAGUCUUUGCCAAACUUUGCAUAGAUAGUUGUUUUUUUUGUUUUUUUUCACAUACAUUGCAAUUCAGGUAUAAACUUACAGAUCCUGUUAUGUCUUGCUGCCAAAUAACACGCCAAUAUGUGUUCAGCAACAUCUCCUGAGUACAGUGAUACCACCCAUGCAUAGGCUUGUCGGAUUGUUUGGGGGCUAAAAGGCCACAUUUGGCAGGUGCGCAUAUCCAUUUUUCAACUUGGAAUUUUGACAUGUAGUCAACCUGCGCACAUGUCCUAUUUGGGACAUUUGUAAGGCCGGCCAAUGUAUUUUACCCCCACCAAACCAUAUAUUUUUGGAAAGUAGACACCCUAGGGUAUUUCAAAUGGUGGUUUUUUAACACUUUCCAUGCACUAAUUCUACCACCAGACAUUGUCAAACAUUUAGGUAGUCAUUUUUUGUGUGUUUUUUUUCACACACAUUGUACUUUAGGCAUGAAUUAACAAAUCGUGUUAUGUGUCACUGCCAAACAACACACCAAUAUGUGUUCAGCAACAUCUCCUGAGUACAGUGAUACCACCCAUGCAUAGGCUUGUCGGAUUGUUUGGGGGCUAAAAGGCCACAUUUGGCAGGUGCGCAUAUCCAUUUUUCAACUUGGAAUUUUGACAUGUAGUCAACCUGCGCACAUGUCCUAUUUGGGACAUUUGUAAGGCCGGCCAAUGUAUUUUACCCCCACCAAACCAUAUAUUUUUGGAAAGUAGACACCCUAGGGUAUUUCAAAUGGUGGUUUUUUAACACUUUCCAUGCACUAAUUCUACCACCAGACAUUGUCAAACAUUUAGGUAGUCAUUUUUUGUGUGUUUUUUUCACACACAUUGUACUUUAGGCAUGAAUUAACAAAUCGUGUUAUGUGUCACUGCCAAACAACACGCCAAUAUGUGUUCAGCAACAUCUCCUGAGUACAGUGAUACCACCCAUGCAUAGGCUUGUCGGAUUGUUUGGGGGCUAAAAGGCCACAUUUGGCAGGUGCGCAUAUCCAUUUUUCAACUUGGAAUUUUGACAUGUAGUCAACCUGCGCACAUGUCCUAUUUGGGACAUUUGUAAGGCCGGCCAAUGUAUUUUACCCCCACCAAACCAUAUAUUUUUGGAAAGUAGACACCCUAGGGUAUUUCAAAUGGUGGUUUUUUAACACUUUCCAUGCACUAAUUCUACCACCAGACAUUGUCAAACAUUUAGGUAGUCAUUUUUUGUGUGUUUUUUUUCACACACAUUGUACUUUAGGCAUGAAUUAACAAAUCGUGUUAUGUGUCACUGCCAAACAACACACCAAUAUGUGUUCAGCAACAUCUCCUGAGUACAGUGAUACCACCCAUGCAUAGGCUUGUCGGAUUGUUUGGGGGCUAAAAGGCCACAUUUGGCAGGUGCGCAUAUCCAUUUUUCAACUUGGAAUUUUGACAUGUAGUCAACCUGCGCACAUGUCCUAUUUGGGACAUUUGUAAGGCCGGCCAAUGUAUUUUACCCCCACCAAACCAUAUAUUUUUGGAAAGUAGACACCCUAGGGUAUUUCAAAUGGUGGUUUUUUAACACUUUCCAUGCACUAAUUCUACCACCAGACAUUGUCAAACAUUUAGGUAGUCAUUUUUUGUGUGUUUUUUUUCACACACAUUGUACUUUAGGCAUGAAUUAACAAAUCGUGUUAUGUGUCACUGCCAAACAACACGCCAAUAUGUGUUCAGCAACAUCUCCUGAGUACAGUGAUACCACCCAUGCAUAGGCUUGUCGGAUUGUUUGGGGGCUAAAAGGCCACAUUUGGCAGGUGCGCAUAUCCAUUUUUCAACUUGGAAUUUUGACAUGUAGUAAACCAGCGCCCCUGUCCUAUUUGGGCCAAUGUAUUUUACCCCCAUCAAACCAUAUAUUUUUGAAAAGUAGACAACUCAGGGUAUUUUAAAUGGUGGUAGUUUAAUACUUUUCAUGCAAUAAUUCUACCACCAGCCUUUGGCAAACUUUUGGGUAGUAAUUUUCUUCAUGUUUUUUUACACAUACAUUGUACUUUAGGCAUGAAUUAACAGAUCCUGUUAUGUAUCACUGCCAAACAACACCCCAAUAUGUGUUCAGCAACAUCUCCUGAGUACAGUGACAUCACCCAUGCAUAGGUUUGCUGGGUUGUUUGGGGGCUAAAAGGCCACAUUCAAGACUUGUACAUAUCAGUUUUUCAACUUGAUAUAUAGGUAUGCUUGGCCUAUCUUCAGUUUGGCAUAUUUUUGCAUCCCCCCGUUAAUGUUAACAUCAUGAAAGUUUAUAUUUUUAUAAAGUAGACAUUCCAGAGUAUUGUAUAUGAGGUGUUUUCACAUCCUUCCCCCAACCAUUGUGCUAAACAAAUUUCAGAGAACGUGCAUGGUGGUAAUUUUUUAAUUCUGCUUUUUAUGCACACGUCAUCUGGUUUUGGCCAGCCAGUUAUAUGUUACUACCAUAAAACUUUUUUAACCAAAUGUGCAGGUAUCAAAUGCACCUUUAGCAGCAUUCUCUAAACUAACUCCUGCAAAAAGAAUCUAAUUGGAGAUUUGGGGGGAAGGAAACUGACUAACUAAAAUUUGCUGUUUUCAAAAGAAAAAAAAACAGUGUCCUUUUCCUUUUUUAUAACAGACCCAGCAACAUUUCAGGGGAUUUGUUUUUUUUUUGCAGUUGGCAGUAUCUUAAAAAUAAAAUGUCUGGACUCCUUUGGCACCGUUGUUGGAACUUGACCAUCUCCAUAAAUUAUUGUGGAAAUCAGCUUGAACUAAAAUUGGAGAAAGGUGGUUCUUUCUGAAUUCAUUUUUUUUUAAAGAGUAAAAAUUAAUUAUGUGUUGCUACUUGCAUCAGGUAGAUAGCCACCUUUUUAUACCAGGCUUUUGUCUUUCUUAAGAUAAGAUAUGGCUGCAUCAGCUGAUCAGCCAAAUCAACACCCCCCAUGUGCCUGUUAUAAGCCCUGAUGCACACCGGUUUUGUCUGUACCCUGCCUCGGACAGUGACGUCUGACAUGCCCUCGUUAUGGAUGGUUGUUAGCAUGUGAACAUCCUUCCUGUCCUUAAAUUUUAUUGCAAGCACUUUAGCUUUGUGCAGACCUUUACAUUCACUUUUUUUUUUUUUUUUGGCCUCUAUUAAAGGUCUGGGGAAAUCCUUGGCAUAUCUUCUCACACUGCCACAGGCCAGUAUCUAGAAACCCUAAAGAGUUUGAAACAAACAGACAAUGCUAUAAAAAUUGUCCACAUAAAGGUGGUAACCCUUAUUGAACAAGGGGAUCAGUAAGUCAAAAACAAGUUUCCCGCUUGUCCCCAGAGAGUCAGUACAGCCAGGAGGGUCCAGUUGACCAUCUUUCCCCUCAUAUAUACGAAAGGCAAAUGUAUAGCCACUUUCGCUCUCGCACAGUUUGUAGAAUUUUACGCCAUACCUAAAGCGCUUUGAGAGGAUGUAUUGUUUGAAUCCUAAUCUCCCUUUAUAUUUCAUUAACGAUUCAUCAAUAGAUACAUUUUUUUGAGGAGUAUAAACUUCAGUAAAUUUGUGCUGAAGAUGGUCUACCAGUGGGUGUAUUUUAUGAAGCCUAUCAUAUUGGGUGUGAUCUCUGGGGUGACAGAGGGUAUUGUCAUUGAAAUGUAAGUAUCUCAGCAGCAGCUCAAAUCUUGUUCUAGACAUGGUUUGAGAGUACACUCGACUAGAACAGAUUGGGUUGGUGCUCCAGUAAGAGCAAAUUGAUGGCUUCUUUAUAAUCCCCAUGAGAAUUGUAAGAGCCCAGAAUUUUUUAAGUUCAGCGACAUCUGUGGGAUGCCAAGCACACUCCUCCCUGACUGCAUAGCUAUCUGGAUUGGUAUCAAUAAAUUGGGUAGCAUAUAAAUUAGUCUGGGGAGCAAUCUCCUCCCACAUGGUAUCCCCUAAAAAUAGCUCCAUAUAUUGCAUAGGGAGAAGUCAUCCACAUUGACAUUAAUGCCUGUGUUGGCACUAAAAGGGGUGAUUUGGGGCUCAGCUAACUGUGGAGAAACCUGUUCCUCCUCCACAUUCGGCGUAGCAGAGAAAGCACAGCUUCUUUUUGCAGCCAGCUCACACACAGAUGACAUGUCAGAAAACUGACCUGGGUCAAAAUCGGACGCAGUGUCAGUGGCGUCAGAGUCUGGCUAACACAGAGUUAAAAAACAGACUAAAUGAGACUAAAACUUCUGUUAGCAGCAAUCUGUAAACUAACUCCUGCAAAAAGAAUCUAACUGGAGAUUUGGGGGAAGGAUACUGACUAACAGAAAUUUGCUGCUUUCAAAAUAAACAAAAAAAAAAAAUCAGGAACAAGUAUUAUAAAAAUGUAUUUUCUGUGUGGUAGACCUUAAAACAUUCUCCAAUGCACAGUCCAGGUUUUGUAUGGCAAUCGGGACAGUGAAAAGGGGUGUCUGUCCUUUUCCCUUUUUUAUAACAGACCCGGCAAUGUUUCUGGGGGUUUCUUUUUUUUGGUGUUGGCGGUAUCUUAAAAAUAAAAUGUCUAGACGACUCUUGCACUGUCGUUGGAACUUGACCAUCUCCAUAAAUUAUUGUGGAAAUCAGCUUGAGCUGAAAUUGGAGAUAGGUGGUUCUUCCUGGAUUAAUUUUUUUAAAAAGUAAAAAUGAAUUAUGUGUUGCUACUUGCAACAGGUAGAUAGCCACCUUUUUAUACCAGGCUUUUGUCUUUCUUAAGAUAAGAUAAGGCUGCAUCAGCUGAUCAGCCAAAUCAACACCCCCCAUGUGCCUGUUAUAAGCCCUGAUGCACACCGGUUUUGUCUGUACCCUGCCUCGGACAGUGACGUCUGACAUGCCCUCGUUAUGGAUGGUUGUUAUCAUGUGAACAUCCUUCCUGUCCUUAAAUUUUAGCGCAAGCAGUUCAGCCUUGCGCAGAGCUUUGCAUUCCCCUUUUUUUAAUUUGGCCUCUAUGAGAGGUCUGGGAAAAUCCUUGGCAUUUCUUCUUACAGUGCCGCAGGCCAGUGUCUGUAAACUAUAAAGAAUUUUAAACAAGUGGACACUGCUGUAAAAAUUGUCCACAUAAAGGUGGUAACCCUUAUUGAACAAAGGGUUCAGUAGGUCCCAAACAAGUUUCCCAGUUGUCCCCAGAGAGUCAGGACAGCCAGGAGGGUUCAGUUGAGCAUCUUUCCCCUCGUAUACACGGAAGGCAAAUGUGUAGCCACUUUCGCUCUCGCAAAGUUUGUAUACUUUAAUGCCAUACCUAGACCGCUUUGAGGGGAUAUAUUGUUUGAACCCUAAUCUCCCUUUGUAUUUCAUAAGGGAUUCAUUGAUGGAUAAAGUUUGUUGGGGAGUAUAAACUUCAGAAAAUCUGUUCUGAAGAUGGUCUACCAGUGGGCGUAUUUUAUAAAGCCUAUCAUAUUCGGGGUGAUCUCUGGGGUGACAGAGCGUAUUGUCGUUAAAAUGUAAGUAUCUGAGCAGCAGCUCAUAUCUUGGUCUAGGCAUUGUUUGGGAGAAUAUAGGAGUCGAACAAAUUGGGUUGGUGCUCCAGUAAGACCGGAUUGAUGGCUUUUUUAUUAUCCCCAUGAGCAUGGUAAGAGCCCAGAAUGUUUUAAGUUCAGGGACAUCUGUGGGAUGCCAAGCAUGCUCCCUGACUGUAUAGCUACCUGGAUUGGUCUCAAUAAAUUGGCUAGCGUAUAAAUUAGUCUGGGAAGCAAUCUCCUCCCAGAUGGUAUCCCCUAAAAAUAACUCCAUAUAUUGUAUAGGGGAGAAGUCAACCACAUUCACAUUAAUGCCUGCGUUGGCACUAAAAGGGGGGAUGUUGGGCUCAGCUAACUGUGGAGGUACCCAGUCCUCCUCCACAUUCAGCGUAGCAGGGGAAGCACAGCUUCUUUUAGCAGCUGGCUCACUCACAGAUGACAUGUCACUAGACGUGCCGCUAAACUGACCUGGGUCAAAAUCGGACGCAGUGUCAGUGGCGUCAGAGUCUGACGCCAAGAAGGCAUAUGCCUCCUCCAAGCUGUACAUGCGCUGCAUGUUUCACACCAACAGACUAAACUAACAAAAUACUAAACACAAUAUUUUUUUUUUUUAUUUUUUUUUUUGUAAAACACUAAAACAGACUAAAACAGACUAAAACAGUAAUCCCUAAACUAACUCCUGUUAGAAGAAUCUAAUGGAGAUUUGGGGGAAGGAAACUGACUGACUACGACAGGCUAUGACAGACUACGACAGACUACGACAGACUACGACAGACUACGACAGACUAAAACAGACUAAAACAGACUAAAACAGACUACGACAGUCUAAGACAGUCUAAGACAGUCUAAGACACAGAUUUUUUAAAAUAAAGUUAACCCUUAAGGGCAAAAAAAAAAAUACAGACAGUAAAAAUGCACUGUCUGUAACAGAUCUGGCAGGGAAGGGGUUAAAAUAGGAUUUUAAUUAACUGAAGAUACUUUUUAUUUUUCACAGGAACAGCUGCUGCAACAAACUAUCAGGAUCUCUGUCUCUCUCCUCUCACAAAACGCUACAGAGAGGAGAGAGGCAGAGAUCAGUGUCAAAGUGAGUGUUUGUAACACCCACUUUGACACCAGCCAAUUGUGAGCGAUCGCGGAUCGCUCACAUGCCGCAAUUGGCUGUUACUAUCUGCCUGGGAUGCCGGGCAGAUAGUAACAACGGGAUUUCAGCGGAAGCGAUCUCUGAUCGCUCCCGCCGCCCGUUUUCCGUUAGGACGGUUCAGGACCGUCCUCGGUCGGCAACGCAAAAAUGCCGAGGACGGUCCUGAACCGUCAUGCGUCCUUAAGGGGUUAAACCACACCUGCUCUACACCCAUCUUCUUGUACCAUGAAGAAAUAUCUAUGGGUAAAGCGUAACCGUCCAAAACAACUAAUGCAGUUAACAUUCUUCUUUAUUGUUCUUGUGCAAUCAACACAAUAGAACAUUUUUUUUCUUGUGCUUUUUUUGUUUUUGAAACCUGCAAAUCUUUUUCAUUUUGGGUGUGUUGUUUGUUUGGGUGGCACUUUCUUCUGUGUAUUUAAUGCUGCAUUUAUUGUCAAACACACACACACACCUAGCAUGUACUUUUUUGUGUACAUUUAACAGGCUUCUCUCUUGAAAAAUUGUUUUCUUGAGCUUUACAAAUUAGCAAUUUUGAUUAUUACUAUAUAUUAAAAAAGAAACAAAAACACUACCUUUUCAAGAACACCCCUCCUUCCAUCAGCUUUAUUGUAGUGCUUGAGCAAUGUCCAUUCCAGCAGUUGUUCCUCCAGACAUGAUGACAUCUGGUCUAAUCCAGCGCUUCUUAUAGUGAAGAACUGAAUACUUUGUCAGCUGGCCACAGUUAGUGACCCCAGACUGACUAUUGUACUGUAUGCAACCCUCAAAUCGAAUGCUGCAUACAGCCUUUUAAAUUAAUUGAGUUUACUGUUGAGCAGUUGCGCUCCACAAAGAUGACUUUUGACGUGUAGCAUGUCUAUGGGAGGACACCAGAAUCGUAAUAGACCCUGACAGGGUCUUCCUGCAUGCAGACCUUGUUUGGUGCUGGGUCACAGUGUAAAAGGAAAUUGCAGGUGAUUUUGCUUUUACAUCCAGUAGAUGGCGACAACAUACCACUCUCUGUUAAGAAUUCUGCUUAGAAGAAUAAUAAUCUGCUGAAAUCAGUAAUGGAAUUCCUCCAGUGACAUGAAAAGAGGGAAUCUUAAAAACACUUUCUAGGAUUAUGAUUGGGGUUAGGAUUAGGGGUCGUAUUAAGACUGAUACUUGGCAAAUAUAUACAUAAGGGGUAUUGUAUUCAGGAGAUGUUGCUGAAUACAGUUAAGCUACUUUUAUUACAGUGGCCCAGAUGGUAUUUAAGAAAAAAUAAAAAAGAUGCAAAAAUGCAAUGUGUAUGGCAUACCAAACAACAUUUUAAAUGAACACUUUUGUUUCAGGAGUGUGAGUGGUGGUGUGGCCAAGGAAGGAGCUGUUCUGAGAAAUUUUAGGGGACAAUAAAAUUAAUGUAAUGCAUUUAUAAAGUAAUUUAGGUAUGUGGAAUCUUAAAAUGCACCAGAGACCCAUCUUCAAUUUGCCUUUAAAAAAAAAAAUGAACUAAGCAUGUUGUUGUUGUUGUUGUUGUUGUUAAUAUUAUUUAUAUAGUGCCAGCAAAUUCCAUAGCGCUUUACAAUGUAAUCAAAGGGGGAGAUUUAACAAUAAAUGAGACAAUUACAAAAACUUACAGGAACAAUAGGUUGAAGAGGGCACUGCUUAAAUUAGCUUAUAGUCUAUAGGAGGGGGGGCAUAAAACCCGACCGGAGGUAAACCAAGAGAGACCGUGUCACAGAGACCGAGUGAUUGUAGAGUUUGGAUAAGGAGAACAUGGUCAACAGUGUCAAAGGCAGCAGAGCGGUCAAGAAGAAUUAGUAUGGAGUAGUGGCCUUUGGAUUUACCUGCGAUUAGGUCAUUAGUAACUUUGAUAGGAGCAGUCUCAGUAGAGUGGAGGGGGCAGAAGCCAGACUGAAGAGGGUCAAGGAGAGCGUUGGAAUUGAGGAAACAAGUCAGACGGGUAAAGUCUUUCCAGAAGCUUUGAGGAAAAAGGGAGCAGGGAUAUGGAACGAGAGUUAGAAAGGGAGGACGGGUCAAGAGAUGUGGUUUUUUUGUUUUGUUUUUUUUUUUAAGAUGCAUGUUUAAGGGCAGCAGGGACAACACCAGAAGAGAGAGAGCAGUUGAAUAUGUGUGUUAAGGAAGGCACAAGAGGAGAGAGAUCUGAGAAGGUUAGACUGGACAGGAUCAAGCAAGGAAGUGGUGGGGCGAGAGGAAAAGAGAAGCGCAGCCACCUCUUGUUCACUAGUCUGGGAGAAAGUGAGAAGGGUAGGAUAGGCAUCAUCCAGGUGUGGUUGAGAAAUAGAGGGACGAGGUGGUUGGAAUUCUUUCCUUAGCUGUUCAGUCUUGUCAGUAAAGUAGCAUGCAAAGCUAUCGGCUGUAAGGUUAGUUUGGGGGGUGGCAACAGCACGGCAAAAAAGGGAGUUAAAGGUAUUAAAAGAAACGCCUUGGAAUAGCAUGAGCUAAUGAGAGAGGAAGAGUAUGACUGAUUGGCAAGGGCUGUGUUGUAUGAACACAGCAUGAUUUUGUAGUGGAGGAAGUCCAACUGGGUGCGUGACUUCCUCCAGCAGUGUUAAGCAGAACGAGAGCAUCUCUGCAGUUAGCGUGUUGAUUUAGUGGGCCACGGAUGGGAGCAUGUUCUCCUCAAGGUGCAUGUUUGGAGUGGGGAUACAGCGUCCAGGGCAGAGGUGAGGGUAGUGUUAUAUGAGGAGAUGGCCAGUAAGAGACAGGAGAAAGUAGGGAUGGAUAGAAGUUGUGAAUCAAUAUUAGCCGAUAGCUGCUGGAGAUCAAUAUAAUUCAAUUUCUUCUUAGUUGAGGUAGGUUAGGGUAAGGGGCUAUUGAGAGCAAAGGAUAAGAGGUGCUGAUCUGAGAGAGGGAAUGGUGUGUUGCAGAGAUUAAAGAUUGUACAUUCAUGACAGAAAAUAAGAUCAAGGGUAUUGCAAGCUACAUGGGUGGGGGACUUGGCCCUCUGCGAUUGCCCAAGGGAGGAGGUCAUUGAAAGUAGUUUUGAGGCUGAGGACAAGGGCAGGUUAAUGUGAAUGUUGAAGUUCCCAAGAAUUACGGAUGGAAUAUUAGGAGAGGAAGUAGGGAAGCCAAGCAGCAAAGUGGUCAAGUAAGAGGAGAGGGGAACCAGGGGGACUAUGGAUAACGGCAAUGUUGGCAGAGAUGGUUUUGAAAAGAUGAAUUUAAUGCAUUUCAAAUGAGAGAGAGGGAAGGUGGGGCGGGGGGGGGGGGUAGAAGUUUGAAGGAACAGUUAGGUGAGAGCAGAAACCCUACACCAGGGCUCAACAAAUCCCAGGCGCCAUGGCGACUAUGAAUUUUGCCCUGGCUCCUGGGAUUGGUCAGCCCGUUACCACCACCUCCUCCUGUCUCAGCCCCUGUGUAGCGCUCUGUGUGCCGGUGUACCGGCAGGAAGUGAACUGUAAUGACUUUCUCCCGGCACUGAUGCUGCACAGCAGGACACCUGGCAAAGCUAGCAGGACACCUGCCAAAAUCGUCUCCUGCCAAAAAUGCCCCCACUUCACAGACCCGACCGACAGCCCACAUGUGUGUCUGUCUGUGUGUCUGUCUGUGUGUCUGUCUGUGUGUCUGUCUGUGUGUCUGUGUGUCUGACUGUGUGUCUGACUGUGUGUCUGUCAGUAAAUGUAUGUUUAGGUCACCAGUCCCCCUCCAAUCACAUGGGAAUGGGGUUUUUACUCACCAGUUUUCCAACACCGUGCCAGUCUCGCCGCAGCUGGCCAGCACCUAUAACUGAGAUUAUCAAUUACCAUUUAACAUCUGCUCAUGGUGAAGCAUUACAGCAGUGCAUAUCUAUGGGGAACGUUCAGCGCUGCAUAUUGUGCAGCACUGAAAUAGGAGACACUUUAGUGGCUGUUGGAAUGACUGCCACUAGAGGUGUUACUAGGCAGCAAGGAAAAAGCAGAGCUUACAUAGAAAAACCUACAGGGACAGGUUAUAGGCACCAGAGUUACUAAACUAAGCCGUAGUGUUUCUGGUGACUAGAGGGUCCCCUUAAGAAUUGUAUUUUUUUUAUGCUGAAAAAAUCUGGCUCCCAUUUUUUAGCUGGCUCCUUGAUUAAAAGCAAAUUUGUCAAGCCCUGCUCUACACCACCACCUUUGAUUUCAGAGUGUCUUGGGGUGUGGGAAAAUUGAAGACCACCAAAGGAUAGAGAGACGGGGUAGCGGUGUCAGAGGGAGAGAGCCAUGUUUCAGUUACGGCUAGUAAGUCUAGGGAACGAGAGAUGAAAAGGUCGUGCACGGCAGUUGAUUUAGUAACACUGAAAACAAGCGUGCAUUCCAGAGGGCAGAAUGGAAGGAGGAUUUAAAGGAAGGGUGACAUGAGAUAGGUAUGAGAUUAUUGUGAUUCCUGGAGUUUUUGAUAAGGUUUUGUGAGAUGGUUUGUAUUUAGAGGUUUUAGAAAGGGUUGGUGGAGAUAGGCUGGAAAGGUAUAAGUAGAGUGCAUGGGAUGAAUAGAGAGGGGAGGGAAGUAAAGUGAGAGCAAUGAAAAUGAUGUCCGCAGAGACAGGUGAGCAGAGGGAUAAAGAGAUUUUGCUAAUUAGAGAGGUGAGGUGAAAGUAAAGAAUCUAAGGGAGAGCAUUCUCUAAGGAGAAUAAAGGAGUUGCUAUUAUAAAGAAGGAAAAUUAGGAUUUUUAGUUGUGCAAAAUUAGAUGAGGUGGGAUCUUAGUCACAUGAGAGGGGUCAGAGAUUGCAGAUAGGGAGUGUGAUAGUUGAGCAGGUUAUGAGAGUUUAACACCUAAUUAGUGUGUUUGGAAAGUCAGGUAAUUUGUGCUAUCUAUAAAUGUAGUGAGUUCCUUGGGGUGGGCAGGAAGCCAUCCAAAAGAGCUACCUCUGCUUAAGGCUGUAGCUUGUCUUGGUAGCUGUGAGUCCUGGGAGCUAAUGUUCUAUUUGGUACCCAGGCUGCAAGAAAGGAUCUGGGUUAGAUCAAACAGCAAAUUAAGGGUGGGGAAGACACAGAUAUUGAGGUGAGAAAUGGGAGUUAAUGAAAAAGAAAAUAAAGAACAGAAGAUAAAGUAUUUGAGAUUUAAAGAUAUAAGGGUAGGUCCUAAAUGGUGAACAUAAAUUUACAUGACUAUCAGCACAAUACUAACCAAAUAAACAAUUAUCAAAACAAGGGUUGAGUAUGGAAGGUACAAAGCUAACAAUUAAAGGGCCACUAUAGGCACCCAGACCACUUCAGCUCAAUGAAGUGGUCUGGGUGCCAGGUCCCUCUAGGGUUAACCCUGCAGCUGUAAACAUAGUAAUUUCAGCUAGAUUCAGGGACAUCGGCGCUGGAUUCAGGGAAGUCACUGAAGGUGUUUUAACCCCUUUAGCGGGAUGGGAUGGGGAGUGGGAGGGAGAGGGGUACUGCAGGGUCCUGCAGUGCCAGGAAAAUGGAUAUGUUUUCCUGGCACUGGAGAGUGACUCUAAAGCUGUAGCUUGUCUUGGUAGCUGUGAGUCCUAGGAGCUAAUGUUCUGUUUGGGACCCAAGCUCUGCCUAAGGCUGUAGCUUAUCUUGGUAGCUGUGAGUUUUGGUAGCUAAUUCAGUUCUGUAUUUUCACAAAAACUUGACAAGGACGUGAGGGGACAGGCCUGGCUUUAUAUUGUCUGGCCAAGUGCAAGAUAAAAUGUGUGGCCAUUGUUUUACUGAGAGUUUGCAGAGUAUAAUUUAAUGGGUUUGAUCAUAGUGGCACAUAUCAGAUUUACAAAAUGAGAGCUUGGGGGAUGCUCCAUAGACAAAGCCAUUUUUUUUUUCUCUCAGCCAUCACUAGUGACAGCUGGUGGAAAUGCCAAAACCUGAUGGUGGUAACACUUACAUUUUGUCAAGUGCAGGAAAUAUACGCAUACAAAAGUAAUCCCUCCUUUGUCUUGGGAUAUCUUUUGACUGCUUUGGCAUUUCACUGAAAUUCCAACACAGCCAAUGUGAGUAUUUCAUAGAGAUUUUAUAAAUCCGUUAAAUAUAGAAUACAUAACAUAUCAGAGCAGUAAACGCCAAAUGCUUUCAUUUCUUUAAGGGACACUAUUGUCACUAGAACCACUACAACUUAGUGAAAUGGUUCUGAGGCAUAUAGCCUGUCACUGCAGUCUGAGCAUUGUAAAUGUUGCCUUUACUCUGUAAAGUAAUACAAUGUGAGCAGGAUAUUGCUUUGCUUGCAGAGGACUUUAGAUAGAUUGGGAGACUGGGCACUAAAAUGGCAGUCAUUUUAAUGUAGAGAAAUUACGCAGUUCAGAGUAAAGAAUGCACAAGCAACUUACACCCUAAAUGGUAGUGAAUUGGUGAAAACAACAGAGAAGGAGGAUUUGGAAAAUGUUAUAGACAACAAAUUAGGUAGCCAUAUGCAAUGUCAAUCUGUAGUUGUUAAGGCCAGUAUACCUAAGACACUAGGUUAUGCAUUUAGGCUGGAAGAAAGGAGAUUUAAUCUAGGGCAAAGAAACUUUUUUAUUUACAGUAUGAACUACAAGGAUUCACUGAAGAGGUGGUUUUAUCAGUCCAUACCAGCGGUUCCCAAACUGUGUGCCCAGUGGUGUAUUUUGCUUUGGUGUCUCCCUAGGCAUGACUAAACCUGGGCACCCCCCUAAUUUAAUUUUGCCCCAUCCAUACCGGUCAAGGCCACACCGCUUCCUGAUUAAGAACCCACCCUUUCCUCCUUGCACUCCUUUUCCUACUCCUUUUAGUUACCUAUAGUGCCCAUCUCCCUCUUGCUCUCCACCCUUACUCAGCACUGAAGGUUAAAACUCCUUCAGUCAAUUUCCUGAAUCCAGCACCGAUGUCCCUCAUCGAUGGGUCAGGCUCGUCCUCCGCGCUUGCAUUACGCUUCCCCAUAGGAAAGCAUUGUAUCAAUUCUUUCCUAAGAGGAUUUAGCAGACACUGGAUGUCCUCAAACACAGUGUUUUUGGUCACCUAACCACCCAGAAGGAGUUAACCCCCAAGGUAAUUAUUGCAGUUUCUAAGAAACUGCAAUAGCUAAAUUUGCAGGGUUAAAGGGGAGUGGGACAUUGCACCCAGACCACUUCAAUGAGCUGAAGUGGUCUGGGUGUCUAUUGUGUCCCUUUAAGCACACACUCAUUGGCAGAUACACACACACACACACACAAUGACAGACACAGACUUGCUAAUUUGACACACACACAUUCCCCAACAAAGACUGACAGAUACACACUGACAGUCGCGCACACACACUCAAUGACAAAUACAGAUUCACUAAUCUGACACACAUUCAUUUGUUGACAGACACACACACAUGCACACUGAGAGACACGAAUUGAAAGACACAAACUGAUAGUCAAACAGACUUAAUGACAGACUCUCGCUGAUUUGACAGACUCACAAACAGACACACUCAUACACACACUCACAGACACACUGACAGAUACACUCCUACAUACACUCAGUCACACACACACUUACACUCACAGAAACACACACUGCAAAAACAUAACAUAGAAGGAUAUAAUUUCAAUUUAGUGGGAUAAUAGCUGCUUGAUCCAAGGAGAUAUAUGACUGCUAUUUUGUGGUCAAGAAAUAAUUUUUUCCUAGUUUGUUGCAAAAUUGGAAGCGUUUCAGACUGGGUUUUUUCCCUUCUUUUGGAUCAACACCAAAAACACAUGUGAGGAAGACUGAACUUGAUGGACCCAAGUCUCUUUCAGCUAUGUAAGAUCAGGUUGCUGACUGUGUUUGUGUAUUUGUGUGCGUUGUUUACCCGGGGAAGAGAUGGCAGCAGGAUGUACUAUAGGAAGAAGGUAGGCCAUGCGGAGCCAGUGUUAUGUAUAGGGCAAUGACAGCCUGGAAACCUUGGAUCCUGGCAUUCAUGUGAAUGUUACUAUGCUACGUACCACUUAGCUAGAGAUUGUCGCAGAGAUUGUCGCACCCCCCAUUCAUGCCACUCUGCAAAAACUGUUCAGGAAUUGUUUGAGUAACAAUGGAAAUAGUUUAAGAUGUUGCCUUGGCUUCCAAAUAUCCAAGGACUUACUUUGAUAGAGCAUCUGUGGGACAUUAAUUGUUCUUCAGUAAACAUACAUAAAGAGAUUAAGGAAAGCAGGAAGUGUUAACAGCAUAAGUCCAUGGCAGUUUAAGGGUAUCCAGACUAUGUGUAAAUUUUGCAGCCUAACAAUGACACCUAGAAUUUUAAAGUUGAGUUGUGAUACAGGAGUUAAAGCGACAUGUGCAUCGGUUGUAUUUAUAUGUAUAAUUUUGUAUGUUCUUAUGUAUAUUGUGUAUACUUGUACAUAUACACUACUUGUGUAUGCGUACCUGUGUGUGUGUCUGUGUAUACAGUAUGUAUCAUAAAUCCAGAAUGAUGUAGUCCACGUUUAUAUGGAGAACUCUUACGAUACAAUAGGAUGGAGAAGCUCUUCACUUGAGAUUCGGUGGAGCAUAUGGGGAGAAAGAACACAAAGAAAUGCUCCACCGAAUCUCAAGUGAAGAGCUUCUCCAUCCUAUUGUAUCGUAAGAGUUCUCCAUAUAAACGUGGACUACAUCAUUCUGGAUUUAUGAUAAGUCAUUUGGACUAUUACUAUUAUCUUUACCGUUUGUUUUGAGGCGCACCCUUUUCUGUUUUGUGUUAUUUUAUGUUCAGUGAAAAAAGUAUAAUUUCUCAUAUAACAUUUCGUAUUAGUUAUUCUACUGCGCAUGUCUCUCACAUCUUCUCGAAACUAUGCAGGGUUUUUUUGUGAGUGAAAAAAGGGAGUAUGUGUGCUUGCAAGAUGGCAGACAGGGGAUAGAAUUCUUGCUUUUAACCCUUGCAGAUGGGGAAAGACCCAAGACAAGGGGGCUUUUAACCCGUUAUUUACCUUUAUCCAUGACUAUUACCCUUUUCUGGUGUCCCAGGUGAGAGUUAGGCAAGGUAUCUCCAGAUGUACUAAAUACACCUGUGGGCCUUUAUUAAUUCUUCACCUCGGGUUCCUCGCCAUUUCUCACCAUUUCUCACCAUAAGAGCCAUCAAUUGAAGCUUGCCCAGAUAUUUGUUGCUAUAGGAUGUUAUUAAAUCCACGUUUCAGUAUGCAAUACAUCAUAGGUUACUGUAUAUAUUUAUUUAUAGGUCUGUAUAUCUAGGGGAAUAUUCACUAAGCAUUGCAUAGGUAAAACAAUUUAUUCUCCAUCAGUUAUCUUGCUCAGAAAUGCCUUAGACUUGAGAAAGGGGGGUUCUGACAAAAGUUUGUCAUUAAAAAAGGUAUUGCAAGAUACGAAUUUUAUCUGUUUGUUUUUUAUAUCUACAUCACUGCACUAAUACAGCUACAAUCUCUACUUAGAUAUAUAAAUAUGUAUAUACAUAUAUUAUGUUUGCUAACUAGCGCUGGACAUUGCAACAGUUGGAUAAAACCAAAAUAAUUCACACACACACACACACACACCAGUGGAAAAGCAAAUUUGGGAGUAAAUGGGAACAAAGAUAUACCCAUUUUAUUACAGCUAUUGUAGAUUUAUGGUUUCAUGUUUAAUGAAGACAGUAGAGAUAUCACAAAAUUGUGUAAUCUAAAGGAACUCUGUAUACUGAAUCUGAGGGAGGGCGAGAAACUGAACUUUACACUGUCAGACUGAUUUUUUGACUCCCCUAAGGGAUGAAACACGUAAGGUUUGUAUUUCGACUACAUGGUGGUUUUUUUUUUAAAUGUGUUUUUAAUCUUUGUUCUAAGCACUUUUCCAAACUGUUUUUGACUUGGGAGGGGGAAAUACUUUAGAAAACCCUCAAGCAACCUCUCCAGCCUAUGUUGAUGUGCCUUUAUUUACUGCCAUUUUGUGAGGGCAAUGUUUAUUUAAUUUAAAAAAAAAAAUUAACAUCACAAUUUUUUUCACUAUGUAUCUGUUACCUUUCAUGUGACUGGGGAAUUGAGGUCCAGAAGAAAAAGGAUUUCUUACAAGUCAAUGUUGUGUUCUGACAUACAUAGAUUAGAACGAUAGAUAAAAUGUGUGUUUCUUUAAGGGUAAGUGCUAUACAAAGUAGGAACUAGCUUGAUAACUGAUAAGGACACAACUUCAGAAGAAAAGUUCAGCAUGACAGGUGUGUUUAAAUGGUUAAACACUACGGUGUCCAUUGCCAAGCAGUAUAAAGUUUGCAACAUGAUUCCUGUCUGCUUAUAUGUAUAUUAAGCUGGGAGCUUUAAAAUAUGUGUGAGCAAUAUUUUAUACAUGAAUAUAUUGUUAAAUAUAUUUUUUGAUGGUGUCGCUGUAACAGGAAAUACAAUAAAGCCAUUCUAAUUAUGUCACUGAGUUGGGUGUAAACUGACCAAACCUGAUGGGUUUGAUUGCUCUUACAAACAAGUUACUGUAUGCUUUGUGCUAUUGGCUUAGAAUGUAUGGCUUUUUGCCAGCAAGCUAUUCACGUGGAUAAGACCUUUAGCAUCCUGGAACUUAAGUACUUUAUUAUUUUCAUUUGUGCAACUUCAGAUACAUUCUGCCUCCCAUAAGAGACUAAAGCACUGCAUGCCUGCCUGUUGGCUUCUGACUUUGGUUUAUAUUUUAGUUUUUUUGUCAAACACUUUGAGCUGACAUUGUACCAAAGGGGUUUUUUUUUGCUUAAUUCCACCGUUUAUGUAUCUGUUACUCUUUGUUCUUGUGGGUGGGGGGUGGUCUGCUGUGUUAUGACCAAGAAUAUCAAACAGUUUGGGCUAUUGAGCACAAGCUGAGAUGUCGGACUCCAAGCAAUCGGACAGUUUGGUAGAGCCUGAGACCACGGAAAAUGUAUGUAUAAAUCCAUCUUUGCUAUGCAUAGAUGUACUAGAGAAUAAUUUUGUCAUUUAAAAAAAAAAAAAAGUGCUUUUGUAAUUUGUACUGUGCAUAUUGUAGUGCCUGGAAAAUUUCCAAAGGACACAUCCUUUGAUUACCUCCAUUAUUAUUCACACAUACAAGGAAGAUAUGCAUGUUUCCAGCAAAAUUGACUUAUUAGUGUUUAAUUAUUUGCCAGACACGAAUCACAAGUUUAAGGUUAAUACUUAGGAAAGAAAAAAUAAACACAGAUUAAAGACUGCAUUCAUCCUGUUGGAACCCAGAAAUCAGUGUUUUCCAAGUUCUCAGGGCAGACAAGCUGAAAACUACUAUUUUAAGAUAUUCUUUCUAAUAAACCAUUACAUGUGCACCAGUCAUACUGUAAUUUAUUUCUGAUGAGGAGAAAUAAAUGCACAAACAAAAGUAGGACAUUUCCUUAACUCGCCCAACUCCUGUCUCGUCAGUCAUCAGCGUUCAAAAAGUUAGGUUUCUGUUGAGUACUCUGCGAGUGGUCGAGUUGCAGUAAUUGUGCUGUGUUUUUUUGUUUUUUGUCUAAUGUUAAGAGUAGGUAAUGGUGAUGUAUUGGACUGUUCUGGCAUAAAAAUGGCAGCAAUAGUAUUUUCAGUAAAAAAAAAAAAAAAAUGCAUAGAAUUUAUUGGUAAAGUCCCGAGUUAUGCCUUGUAAACAUGUAUCGAAAGGGAAGUGAAUAUUUUAUUGGUAUAGUCCCAAGUUUAUAAAAUGUUUUUUCUUCUUAGGUUGCAUUACAUUAGGGUGGAGGUACAGUAUGUGUAGUAGCUAUACAGACAUUGCAGUUGGAGGGUACAGUACAUACAUAUAGCGGCAUUAGAGUAGGGUUAUCCUACCGCAUAGAUGUUGCAGCUUUUAUAUCCGGCUUUUUACCAUAAGCUUUGCAUUGGCAAAAAGACCUGGCUGUUCACCUUUGUCCCCGAUAUCUGUUGACUAAAGUGUGGGAGGAGGGCCUCCUUGGCACGAUACAGUAUCCCUGAUGAACAACUUGAGAGAGAGAUCACAUUUUUUAUAGAGUUCAUCGCUGUUUGUGAUGGCUUACUGUAUUACUUUAUGUUGUCCUUAAUUCAUUACAUUUUCCAUGACUUAUGUGGUAACCAAUGUAAAUUAAGUAUUGAUGGAUUCAUCAUCUAUGCAAUUGAAUUGUCGCUUUAAUCUUUCUGCCAUAUAUGCCGCCAUGUACGUCUGUUAUUUUCAUUUCCUGGAAAAUACAAAGAUCAGUAAACAAUGAAUACAAACAAAAAACGUGCAUAUAUUUGCUAAGGGAACAUGCUCGAACAUGGAAUUGGAAAUCUGAAAUUGUGACACCUGUCAGUGCAUAUUUGAAUAUACAGAUUUGUGGUGAUCUGAAUUCACUCCAAUUAAUAAUAUAGAAUAUUAAUUGCAAGCAUAUCAUGUUGCCCCUUCUCUCUCUACUAGUUUUAUUUGUUGCGAUUUUCAGUCCUCUUUCGAACAAAGCACUUUUAUAGGCUACAUGUGUGCAGCACUCUGACGCAUUGCCUACCAUCAAUAUACCAUUCUCACAGACACAUAUAUGCGCUGUUUGGAUUUACGAGCUCUCACUGCACGGGAGGAACACCCACAAGCCUCUUCCAUCCACACACUUUGUAUGCUGAUGUAGAAGCUCAUUUAUACACGUUGUUUGUCAGUCAUAGAGCUGGGAAUCAUAGCUGUCAGAGUUCUUGGUGGAGCACUGAGCUCACAAUUAAAGAGAUAUGCAUUACUUUGAGACAAUUGUCUCAUUCAAAAGCUUUAGCUUGGAUUGACAGUCACCUCACUUCAAGCUAAAAAAAAUAAUUAAAAAAAAGCAUAUAAACUUUUUUUUUUUGCAUUUGUUUGUUUUUCAAAUUGACUUGCUGCUUCUUACUUAUGCUUUCACACUCCAGGGUGUACGGGACACUGAUCUAACCAAUUAGUGUCCUAUGCAAGGCCAAAUUUAUGUGACCCCUCCCCCAUAAAAGGCAAAUAAAGUAUUGACUGUUGUGACGAUAAGACCUUGAUGUCUCUACUAUGAAAGGUGCAACAGUUCUGGCGCGUUGUCGUCCGUGGGUUUCCUUCACUAACCUGCACAGUUAACUAGUAUACUAAGCACUAAGACCUUGUACUUUGAGUCGUGUAUCUACUGGCAAUAGACUAUAUACUGCACUGGUAAUUUCUGUUCUUAUAAGAUAUUCUAUCUAGUCCACUGCAAAUUCUAUAUGAGUAACUAUUCAAUAGUGGAUGACAACCAGCAAUAUACCUGGAUGCUUCAAGAGACACACAAACGCCUUGUUCCAGUUCAUACACCGAAUAUAUUGAAGUUUUACAAUUAACACAUAAACAACAGUGACCAAUGUGAGACCAAGGUAAAAAUUAUAUCAAUUCGAUAAGCUUCAAACAAUAGCGAGCCAAAUUUAAAACCAGUAAUUCAAUUACAGAUACACCAGACAACAGGUAAAGGUAUUAAAAAUAUCAAACGUUAAUUAACAGAAGUCAUCGGGUACAGGUCAUUCCAGACAGAAGGGGGAAACCGUGGUUCCAAUUAAUAGACUUUACUCUGUCUCCCUCAUUAUGUACAGCGCGUGUGCCUGUACUGCACUGGGUACAUCAUCAACCAUAGUCCCUGAUUAAUUUACUCUAACAAUGUAAUUCUGUAAGAUCUGCUUUACCUUUAGAAUUAUACUUUGUACAUAAAGCAAUAGGGAACAUUGUUAUGCCCCCUGUGCAAAACAAGGGACAACAUAUCUCUGACGUGAGGACAGGCCAGUAGCAGAACUCUUGUUCUUGACACAACUAGACAUUGCACACAUUUAAAAAAUCUUUUUUUUAUUUUUUGUUUGCAACUAUGUAAAUAAAUGCAGGCUAAUCUAAUGUUGGGGUAAGGGGGGGAGGGGGGAUAUUAUUACAUACGGGUUAAUGUCAGAGUCAGAUUACAUAGGGUGGUUAGUGUUAAAAGGAUUAAAAGUUUGAGAUGGGUUGUAGUUGUGGAAUAAGGGGUGCUUAGAAUUAUUGUGUUUAAUUUAAAGGAUCACUAUAGUGUCAGGAAAACAAACCCGUUUUCCUGACACUGUCAUCCUUGGGGGACCCUCACCCUCAGGAUCCCCCUCCUGUGGCGCUGAAGGGGUUAAAACCCCUUCAGCCACUUACCUUAAUCCCUCGGCGCUUGUGACCUCUCCUUCCCCGCCAACGUCAGCUCCCGAGUGGAGCGGAAUGCGCAUUCGCGGCAAGAGCCACGCGCGCAUUCAAACAGUCCAUAGGAAAGCAGACGUUCUGCACACUGAAUGCUAAUUUCAUAUCCAGUGUUGCAGAAGCGCCUCUAGCCGCUGUCAGGAAGACAGCCACUAGAGGUUGGAUUAACCCUGCUAUGUAAACAUAGCAGUUUCUCUGAAACUGCUAUGUUUACUUGUGAAGGGUUAAAACCUGAGGGACCUGGCACCCAGACCACUUCAUUAAGCUGAAUUGGUUUGGGUGACUAUAGUGUCCCUUUAAGAAUGGGGUUAUAUUUAGUAAUAUGGGCACAUUGUGAGAUUAAUGUUGAUACCAAUGCUGUCAUGGUCUGGGGACUUUGCAAAAUUUGCAAAGACCCCUAAUGGUAACAUCGCCAUCCACUGGGGGGUCUGGUGGGUAGGGAAAUGGAAAUGUGAGUUUUAAUUAGCUGAACCUGUCUUUUGUGUGAGCCAACAUGCUCUUCUUGCCAGACCUCUUCUGCUUCUGCUAGAGCAGGGGUUCUCAACCCAGUCCUCAGGACCCCCUACCAGUCCAGGAUUUGGGGAUUACCUGGAUGUGUCUCAGGUGUUUAGAAAAAGUGAAAAAAACACCUUAGACUCUAAGGUGUUCUUUUUUUCUAAACACCUUAGACACACCCAGGUAAUCCCUAAACCCUGGACUGGUAGGGGGUCCUGAGGACUAACGUUGAGAACCCCUGUGCUAGAGAAUAAGCAUUGAGGUCUAUGGAGAAUCAUGAGAGACCGCGGGAUCCUCCAUAGAUGGAGCUAAUUUUUCUGCAGCCGUCACUGGUGAUGGCUGGGGGAAAUUACAUGGUUUGAUGGCGGUAGCUCCAACCACUGACAGGCAGAGGAAAAAUAUUAUACAAAGUAGUCCCUAAUUUGUCUCUGUAUAUCUUUUGACUUGGUUGGAAUUUCAGUAUGACCAUUUUGUAAAGACUCUCUUAACAGUGUUUGUAUCUGUGUAUUAGUGUGUGUAUAUCUGCAUUUUAUAUUGCCCAUCCGAGAUGAGGUGGAUGUUCCUGACCUAUGGCUGCACCUCUCAUAUGCUCAUCAGUACUGGGUUAAGGUGAGUCACUGUGUCGUUCUUCUCAAUACAGGUUGACUGCGAUGAGCAUGACCACACUGAGAUAGAUAACUCCAAUAUGAAGGGUUAAUUGCUGGUUGCCACCAAAUUGGGUUUCUUGUAUAUCCCUGGUGUAUUUACAAGCAUGCGUCUCACUAUAGUCUAUGUGAACCACUACAUCACAUAGGUCUCUAUGUCUUUCAAAAUACUGCUUGAUGUUUUGAAUAUGUCUGGAGAAGUUUGAGGUGAUCCUAUUUGAAAUCCUCCAGCUUUUCAAAGGUAGUAUGCCUCUUCUUAAGAAACUCAUUCCUCCCUUCUUUCUCUAAAGUGGACCAAUCUUUAAAUUUCUUUAAUCACAUAUGAUGUUUCCUUCGGCUGAAGGAUCCAAAAGUGUGUUGAAUGUCUUAUCCCUGCAAUAUCUAUAUGUUCUGUACAUGCAGGGCAUGUCAUUGUCACAACAGCAUGCAGAUCUACAACUUCUGGCUUGAAUACGGGGGGGGGGGUUACUUCUAGUUGUCCUGUAGUAUUUUGCUGUAAAUGCAGAAUGUUUAUGAUUUAACUUUUUUCAAGUUAAAUACAAUACUUUAUUAACAAAUAUUUAUUUUACAAUAAGCAAAUAUUUUCAAUUGUUAAAGUUUCACUGAAAUAAGAAGAGAAUGCUGAUGUUAAUGUGGUAAUUCAAUAUUUUCUCUUCAUAUUCAAACUUCUCAUAUAAAAAUAAACCACUUGCUUUUAUUUGCCUAUUUACAAUUACUUUUUGACAACAGCUUUGUGGCAAACGGUAUAUCAAGUAGAGGAAAUAUUUAUAAUCCAAGUGCUAUGAGAAUAUUUCUUGUAUCUUCAUACUAAGGCAGAUUUUAAAUACUGUUUAUUUUAUAAAACAGGGCUAAAAGAACUGCAGCCAUUGGACUAUCAUUCCCAUCAUACAGCAACCAACCACACAACUAGAGAUGAUGGGAAAUCUAGUCUGAUAAGGCUAGAAGAGAUAUAGCUUGCCCUAUUCAGUUCAUAAAUGGUACGUGAUGUUCUUAAUGUAACCCUUUGGGUUCUCGAGGAGAGCACACCUUCUAAUACCCUGGUGGUCCUGAAAGGGUUAAAUACAGUAGACAAGAUUGCAUACUGCCUAAAUGAAUCAUGGAAUACAAGGCUGUAUAUACUGGGACUGGCACUAUUCGAAACACAGUCUAAAGCACCCACUUUUGAGAAAAAUUAAUUGCAUAAACAUCUUUGCGCAUCACUGUUCCAUAUUUUAAAACAUGGGAAUCGGGGGGCGUGGCUAACCGCCGAGCAAGAUGGACGCCUGAGAUUUUGCUCCGGCACGAGGGCUCCUCUUCCAAGAAUCUUUACACUGAGCUGAAAACCUGACAUCCACCAAACUCCCCAUGGCAACCUCUAAAACUAAAAAGGCUACCUCUAAGGCCGAAAAAAUGAACUUUUUCGGCCACAAAUCCUCCUCUGCUGUGGACCCGCCACGAGCAGCCGGACAAGAGGGCGCAGACGAAACGGCUCCCAGCCUCUCCCCAGCGCCAUCGGAAGACUCUACGCCAGUGGAAUGUCUAACACGAAGCCACUUUGAACAGGCAAUGGAGAUCAUGGCAGAAAAGUUAAUCGCCACCUGGCAAACGACCGCCGACCAAAUCAAGAGGGAGGUGAGAGAUCUCUCAGCGAGAACAACUAAUAUGGAACGGCGCCACCAGGAGAUGGAGACUGUACAAACCGCCACUUCAGAGCAACUACAGGCGAUACAACAUAAGCUGACAGUCAUGGAAGAACGCAUGGCGGACCAUGAGGACCGUGCCCGAAGAAACAAUCUGCGACUCCGCGGAGUCCCGGAGACAGUCCUGCCAGACGACCUGCAAGCCUAUGCAAGAGGCCUAAUGAGAGCUUAUGCUCCUGACAUCCCCGCAGACAUGCUCCUGGUGGACAGGAUACAUAGGGUGUCAAAACCCAAAAACCUGCCAGACUCCAUACCACGCGACGUAUUGCUUAGGGCCCACUACUUCCACAUCAAGGAGCUGGUCCUCCGCUCUCACCGGAACAGAGGGGGCCCCCAUGAUGACUUCCCAUCGGUGCGCAUUAUGGCGGACCUGUCGCCAGCUACACUCCGCCGCAGAAGGGAUUACAAUCAGACUACCACGGCACUCCGCAACCAUGGGAUUCGAUAUCGGUGGGGGUUUCCCACGAAACUAAUACUCACCAAAAGCGGGAAGACGUCCAUCAUAUCAUCCCCAGAAGAAGGAUUACAGCUUAUCGAGACAUGGGGCCUACUAAAAGAACCGCCGGGAGAACCGCGGCAUGACAAACGCCGCCCAGGCCGCAAUGCAGCCAUGGACUGACCCACUAACUUGCAAAAGCAAAAUGCACCUGACGCAAGUAUCAUUUAAUGCUUACCUAUGCUUACCUAUCUCUGACACUCAAUGCGCUUCCGUAGGUAGCUGUCAGCUACCUUGCGCUGUAUCUGAGCUCUAUUCACCCCGUCCGCUCCCCAUAUCCCAGCGCCCGUAGUGUCCCAGACCAAGUGGAAAUGCACACCCCAGGAGGUCCCUGAGAUAGGAGGGAGGCUAGCGGCAGUGAGCCCGAAGAAUACUUACCCGCAUACCCCUCCGCUCCCAUCACCAAGCACCGCCAGCCUAUAUACAAAAUAACCGAGGUAUUGUGAGCGCACACCUUAUAGUGUAAACUCUACUAGUGAGCCUAAAUGCCAUACCUUGCUAGCCACCUCUUCCCCCCCCAAGGUUCAGGCAUGCCAUGUCCAUGCCCACGUGCAAUGCUCCCCUCCCUCCCUAUGCCAUCUAGCUGGGAGCCCAGCUCUCUAUUGCAAUAUAAACACAACAUAAACUGUGCAGGUAUGCUCAACAAGGGUAUAAAGUAACCUCCGAUGUUAUAACGUGCUCUAUGAAGUUCAAAAAAACAAAACAAAAAAAAAACUUUUUUCUGCAUCAUUCAUAUGCCUCCCGACAACCAGUGGAGGCAUGCAAGCCCAAAACAAUUAACACUCUCACAAGACCUUGUAAGGCACGAUAGAACUGAAUGACUAGCACUAGCCGCAUAGCGGACCCCAUGCUUCAUGACACCGCUAGUUUACAAGCCACCCCCCCAAUGCCUACAAGCAUGCUUCAGGCUAUACCACAGAGGCCAACUUGUACAUAGACAUGUAGCCUCUUAUCACCCCUCCGAAGCGGACGCCUAGAGCCACCCUGACACACUAGACUAACUCCUAAUUGGACCAGAGAGCCUAUAUGGCAUGCCAACCACCUCCUCCUCCCUUCCUCCCUGCGGGCUGAGAACGCCCAACACAAUAUUCACCUGGGACAGCGACAAUAUACAACAUUAAAAUAGCCCCACCUGGGAGAAUGUAAGCUCUGCCCCCGAGCAGAUAACCCGAUUAUGGGGACGCUCACAUAAUUCGGAGGGAGUCACUCACUCCACAAUACACAGAGUCUCAGAGUACUUAAAUCCCACAGCGCCAGGUCAAGCAAUGAUUAUUGUAUGUCUUCUGCAACCAAAGUUAUUGUUAAUUGUUAAUGUUUUGCUAUACUGUUUGUAAGCCUCACUUAUGUGUUUUCAGCUCAACUUUAUUAAAAAUUACCUAGGAGCCCGCUUAGCCACGUAUCCGGAAGCUCUAGCUCCUAUCCCCCAGGUACACAUAGAGUACCAGACCAAUAGGUCCUGUACAUAACCCCCUCCUACACAUUACUUCCCCACACUCCCGCAACCUACCCACCCCCACCAACACUUAUCAACGCAGAGAAUCAAACACCAACUAACCCGGAUUGCACAUAUUCCAGACAAAUUCUUCAAGCCUCAUAACACACAAUAACGACCAUGCUAAUCUACUCGCAUAACACCAAAGGCCUGAACACGCCACACAAACGACGCAUGCUCCUCAAUGACAUCAAACAAACCAAGGCGGACAUAGUCUGCAUACAAGAAACGCACUUCGUCUCCACUAAAGUCCCAACCUUCGCCCUCAGGGAAUACCCCACGCAACACCACGCCACCCACACCUCCAAAUCCAGAGGUGUAUCCAUCCUGCUACAUAACUCUCUAACUGUAGAAACUCUCAGGGUCAAAAAAGACAACCAGGGACGGUACAUAAUUCUACACUGUAGAAUAAAUGAGCACCCAUAUGUCAUAGUAUGCCUCUAUAGCCCUAACGAACAACAACGCAACUUCCUACACAAAAUUCUCGCCAAGCUACCUGAAGGUGUGAAUGACCCCAAGAUCAUAUGUGGCGACUACAACCACAUUAUGGACACGCAUAUGGAUUCAACCAUUCCAAACACAUCGACAAGGCACCACACUCUCAGGCCCCAAACCAAGGCUUUCACCAAGCUCAUCCACGAAAAUAGCUUAUACGAUGUUUGGAGAACAAAACACCCCUCAGAAAAAGAAUACACGUUCUUCUCACAAGUACAUAAAACCUUCUCCAGAAUAGACCACAUCCUUGCCUCAGGCACGUUACUCCCACACAUAGAAAACUGCUCCAUCGGCAAUAUAGUAUGGUCUGACCAUGCCCCGAUAACAAUGACCUUACAUUCAGCCUAUCAACACCGAGGUAAGCCGCCAUGGCGCCUCAACGAUUCAUUGCUAUAUGACCAAACAUUCACAGCGCUACUGGCAACAAACUUAAAAGAAUUUUUCAAGACGAAUGAUACCCCAGAUGUCUCCAUAUUCUCAAUAUGGCAAGCCCAUAAAACGGUGAUGAGAGGCUUACUAAUCAGCCGCGCAUCCCACCUGAAACGUAAACGAGAAAAACACCACACAGACCUCCUGCGUAAACUGAGAGAUACCACUGCGGCUCACCUUCUAACCCCCUCCACAGCCCACGCUGAGGAAAUCAAAGAAAUCACCAAGCAACUUCACACACUAUCUCUGGAAAAAACGUCCCACAUCCUUGCCAAACUGAAAUUGAGAACAUACACCCAAGGCAACAGAGCUGGGAAACAUCUGGCCACUAUGCUUAAAAAGCAGCAAUCUAACUCUAAAAUCCCACACUUGCUUACCGCCAAGGGCGACAAAAUAUACAACCCGCAAGACAUCAACGACAACAUGGCUGACUAUUACCACUCCCUAUAUAACCUCUGCACGGAUCCCACUCUACACCAACCAAACACAAUAGAAAUCGAAGAAUUUCUUGCGAAGAUUCAGCUUCCCACUCUUAAUGACACACAAAAGAAUGCCAUACAACUUCAGGUCACCACACAAGAAAUACUAGACACCAUUAGCUCCUUACCCCCCGGGAAAUCACCAGGCCCUGACGGCAUGACCAAUGCCUACUAUAAGCAAUUCGCGCCACUCCUGGCCCCCUACCUACAAAGGGUAUACCACCACAUCACACUGACAGGCCAACUGCCAAAAGAGAUGCUAAUGGCCCACGUAGCCACCCUCCCUAAGCCGGGAAAACCCCCUAAUAGAUGCCAAAACCUCCGUCCUAUCUCCCUGUUAAACACGGACGUAAAAAUCAUAGCGAAAAUCUUCUCCAACAGGUUAGCACAUAUCAUACCCUCUCUAAUACAGGAAGAUCAGGUGGGAUUCGUGAGUGGUAGACAAGGGACUGACGGCACAAGGAAAACACUAGACCUACUUUACGAGAUCCAACAGAAUAAAACCCCUAGCGUCCUAUUAUCAUUAGACGCUGAAAAAGCCUUUGACAGGCUACACUGGCCCUUCCUAAUGGCAGUACUCCGAAAAUUCGAUUUUCCCCCUCAAUUUUUAGCGCUUGUCACGGCACUUUACUCCUCACCGACGGCCAAGGUAGUGAACGGGGGAUUCAUAUCGAAACCAUUCCACAUCUCCAAUGGCUCCAGACAGGGCUGCCCCCUUUCCCCCCUCCUCUACAUCCUGACACUAGAACCCCUUACCCAACUGAUCAGAGACAACCCCAAUAUACACGGGAUCAAAAUCAACAACCGAGAAUAUAAACUAUCUCUAUUUGCGGAUGAUAUCCUUCUCACCUUAGAACAACCGCACAUAUCCCUGCCCAAUUUCCACAAAAUCCUCUCCCAAUUCAGCGCCUGCUCUUACUACAAAUUGAACAUCUCAAAAACACUCGCCCUAGGCGUCAACAUCCCAAAUCAAGAACUAUUGCUCCUCAAAACUAAUUUCAACUAUGACUGGAGGCGAGACCAUAUCAAAUUCUUAGGCAUCCUCUUCACACCGUCCACGAACUCCCCAUAUAAAGCCAACUAUAUCAAACUCCUCACAGAAAUUCGAACUCUGCUGCACAGCUGGAGGGGCAAGUACAUAUCCUGGACGGGCCGAAUAGCUUCCGUAAAAAUGGUGAUCCUACCUAAAAUCCAGCAGUAAAGUAUAGAAGAAUUAAGGUUAAAAAUAGUCCAGAAAUUAGGUGCUCCAAUCACCAAUGUGAGUCACUUAACACAAAACAAAAUAAAACAGUAUACAAAAUUGUGAAUGGUGAGAGCACACUGUAUAUCUUUACCCUUGUAUUACUUAAAACUCCAUAGGAAUCUAAAAGCAAGAGAAAAGAACAUAUAGGGUAAUAACGAAGCAACUGUAAUGCUUAAAAUACCAUAAUAUGGUCAAACUCACAUGGUCAUGAGCCACUUAAAAAAGCUGGCUCAGACUAACAGCAUAUCAGCAUAUGUACAAGAGAACUCCAAGCUCAAUUCACUUUGUGGUCCUUAGUUCAAGCUGUUUCAAUCAAAUCUGGAUGCAAGAAAUGAUUGUAACGGACCGUUUCUCUCACAAGGGGAUAAAAUCCGUUUAGGCGAUAAUCCCCUUUCCCAUAGACCAGCAGCUACUGCAAUCACCAACCUCCCGAACUCCAAACUGUACGAAUACCCAACUCACGAACAAGAAAUACACGAACUCUGGAAGCAGCCGAACAGGAAAAGCAAUACGAACAGCUUACACUCCUGGCAGUCAGCACACAAUCCAAUUCCCCCAAUAACAAGACGACACUUCGUUUUGAGGGUUAAGCAGAAUCUACCAGAUUUAUUCACACAGCCUCCUUUUAAGACAUUCUCCCAUGCAAGGGAGGGAUCCACAACAAUUAGUACCCCAGCCAAUAAUGUACCAGUUACCUCCCACACCUCUCCUCCCCUUAGUGUGACACAUAAUCCCAUUAGUACAGACACAAAUUCCCUGGGAUACUGGAUGUACCCCUAAACAUAGGAAUACCCCUUUAAAUGUUACAUCCCCUGGUAACCCUGAUCUGGGUGAGACACAUAUCCAAAAAUCACCCAGAUCGGACCAGGGGUUCAAGAAUUAUAAAGGGUUAAAGUUUUGACCGACUGCAUGGCAAAAGUAUCCGAAAAUAGUUCCAUGUACUUUGGCCCUGCAGUCGGUCACAGAAAAGGGAAUGAAUCACACGAAUUGCCUGGGUUAUAGAGCUUGGGGAGGAUUCGUAUGAAUCCCCCUGUUCGUGGGAUCCUUUCUACCGAACGGCGGGCCGUUCGGUAGUUCCUGCACGAAUUGCUGGAAGUCUGGAGGUCUCAGCGGUGUUUGCUUAGUCAAGUGUCCGAUUUUAGUUCCAGACACUCGACGGCAAAACACCGCUGUUCGGGAGUUUAAGAUGGCCGCCGCCACGUGUUCGUUUCCCGAAUGGCGGCCACCCAGAGGACACACCACACAUUACACAUAUUGCCAAUUACCCAUUUGCAACAUUGUUGCAAACGGUAAUUGGAGGCACACUUACUCCCGGGUGGUCUGGUUGUUCGGUAGUUUCACCCAAUAUAAUGAAUGAAGUGAUUCUACCGAACAAUCAGGGGAAUGCUGCAUUCACCUAACACUUUAUACCGAACAUAUAAUAUUAAAUACAGCCUGAAUGCAAUUUGCUACACAGUCUUAAAAAGGCAUUAUUCCUAACAGGCAGAAUAUGUUCACGGAGGGCCCUUAAAGGGCCAGUAGCAGCAAUAUAAGAAUGUCACAUGCCCAAAUAUUGCAUACAAAAGUACGAAUUCACAAGGGGGCCAUAGUCAGAUGGCAGGAGGCUGGCAACCAGGCUUCUCCAGUGCAUAGUGGCGAGGUUGGUUUCGCCACAAUGAUGAAGUGCAAAAAACUUUUAUUCCACAUAUAUUAAAAAGCUGGAUACAAACAAACACUGUUGUUUUAAAAAAGUCCUCUUAAAAAUAAACUUGACGCGUUUUGGCAUAUAGCCUUUUUCAAAAGUCCAUCUUUCUUCUUUCUGUCUGGUUUAAAUACCUACUUAAAUAAUUUUAAGUAAGGGUUUUAAAUUUGCACCGAGUUGUGCAGCUGAUAAAUUUGGAACAUUUAUUGACCUUAAUAGAUUCACAAGAAAAUUAUGUCUAAAAAAUUUUUUUAAGACUAUGCCCCUGAAAUCUGUUGAAAAAGUAGAUGAUGGUUUUAAACAUACAUUUUUGAAAAAUAAAUCAUCAUUUUAUCCUUUUAAUUUUAAGACGGAUUCGAUUAAGACAUUUGAGAGAUCUUGUUUGAAAGAUAUAAAGAAAAUUAAACCCCUAAAUAAAUAUCAAAAUAAUCUUAUGAAAGAAGAAAGAGAGGCGUUAAAAGACUUACAAAAAGACGUAAAUAUAGUGAUUAAGCCUGCGGAUAAAGGGGGAGGAGUAAUUAUUUGGAAAAAGGAGAAAUACAUGGAAGAGAUUUAUAGACAAUUAGAAGACUCUAAUACGUAUCAAGAACUCCAAGAUAAUCCACUUAACAAAAUUGUAGAACUAUAUCAGACUUUUUUAAAUAAAGGACUGGAAAAAGGUAUUCUAAAUAAAAAGAAUUUGAGUUUUUAAACGUUAAGUUCCCAAAAAUUCCUGUCUUUUAUGUGCUUCCAAAAGUACAUAAAAAUGCAGAUAAUCCACCAGGGAGACCCAUAGUCUCAGGCAUAGGAUCCCUUUUAGCCCCACUCUCAAAAUAUAUUGACCAGUUUUUACAAGAUCCUGUUAAGAAAUGUAGAGCGUAUCUUAAAGACACAAUGAGUCUUUUAAAUAUUCUAAAUGAUUUUAAGUGGGAAGAUAACUACAUUUUGGCAACUGCAGAUGUGAACAGCCUUUACACCAAUAUUGAUCACAGUAGGGGUUGUGAGGCUGCAGCUCAUUUUUUAAGAAAAUUUAGUGAGCUGUCAGACAUCCAAAUCAACUUUAUUAUAGAAGGAAUAGAGAUAAUACUUAAUAAUAAUUUUUUUUUGGUUUAAUAAAAAAUUUUAUCUGCAGAUUAAAGGUACAGCUAUGGGGACCAGAUUUGCCCCAAGCUAUGCUAAUCUUUUCAUGUCAUAUUGGGAAGACUGUUUUAUCUACAAUGAUGAAAAAAUUGGGGCAAAUCUGGUCCUCUAUAAGCGCUAUAUAGAUGUGUUUUUAAUAUGGAAAGGGAGUGAGGAAACACUUCAAACACUUUUUAACAACUUAAAUAAUAAUAAGUGGAAUAUUACCCUUACAUAUGAUAUUAGCCGGCAAACCAUUAAUUUUUUUAGAUUUAACUAUUUUUAUUGAAGAACAAAAGAUUAAAAGUAAAACCUAUUUUAAGUCGGUUGACGUUAAUAGUUUUAUUGAUUGUAAAAGUUGCCAUUUUAGACCAUGGCUGGAAAAUAUCCCAAAAGGACAAAUGUUACGGAUCAAAAGGAACUGUACUGAAAAUAAAGAGUUUGUACAGCAAACAGAAAGAUUAAUGGGACAGUUUGAGGAAAAAGGUUAUAAUAGUAAUACCCUGGAAAAAACUUUUAGAGAGAUUGAAAAAAUUGAUAGACAAGCACUUUUACAAUAUAAAAAUAAAAAUAAACCUUUAGGUCAAAGAGAGGAUGAGGAAGUACCUCUUAUCUUUGAUUUUAGCUCCAAUAAUAAGGACCUGAGGAAAAUAAUUUAUAAAAACUGGCAUAUUUUAAAAACAAAUGAUAGGUUAACAAGUUUUAUAAAGGAUAAACCAAAAAUUAUUUUUAGAGGGGCGAGGAAUCUUAAACAAGCUUUAACUAAAAGUUUUUUAGAUAUUGAUAAGAAGGAUAAUUUUUUAAAACAACCAAAUGGAUUUUAUUAUUGUGGAGACUGUAGGGGCUGUAAAGCAACCAAAAAUAGGCCUUCCAAAAAAAUCCAGAAUUUUUCGUCCAAAACUUCAAUAAAAAAGUAUGAUAUUAAAUCCUUUAUAACAUGUAAUAGUAAAGGGGUGAUAUACAUGUUAACCUGUCCAUGUGGUUUACAGUACAUAGGGAGGACCUCUCGUAGUCUCAAAAUCAGAAUUAGGGAACACCUCUAUAAUAUUAAUCGCAAAUUUGAAAUUCAUAGUGUGUCUAAACACUUUAUGGAGUAUCAUAAUAGUGAUCCAAAAUACUUAGAUUUUGUAGGAAUUGAAAAAGUAGAUAUACAUUGGAGAGGGGGAGAUAAAGAAAAUUUAUUAAAUAGGACGGAAAUGAAGUGGAUCUUUAAUAUGGACACUCUAAUACCACAAGGUCUAAAUGUGGACUUUGAGAUCACCCCAUAUUUAUAAAGUUAAUCAAAUUUUAGUUUUAUUUUAAUCAUUUUUUAUACCAAAAAAUUUUUUAGGAAUUUUUUAAAUAAUUUUUUACAAAUAAUUUAUUUAUAGAUUCUUAAUUAGUAUAUAUAGGUAAUUUACGGUACUAAAAGGGUAUUUAUAUAUACUUGGAAGAUUUCCAAAUCUGCAUACAUUAUGUAUGCAAUUGGGUUGAUCUUAAUCUCCUUUCUACAUAUAUUUAGAUAUAUGUUUUUAAAUAUCAAUGUAUUGUUAAUUUAAAUUUAUAUUUAUAUGUAUUUCUUUCCCCUUUCCCCCCUUUUUCACUCUGUAGUAUAUUUGAUAUAUGUAAAUGUGUAUCUAUUAUAUCAUAUGGUGUGCACUGUAAUUUUAAUUUAAAUUAUGGCUUUUGCCCUCUCUGGACGUCUAAGAGACCCAUUUUUAAAGAGGGAAAAUUGAUUUAGAACUUAUUGCCCCGCCCCUGACGUAAACGCCACGACGGCAAUGCGAUGUGGACGUUAUGACGUCAUACGUGGGGGACGUUACGUUUGUGAGUGGCGCCGGAAGUAGAGGAGGAUGCGGCCAGACGCCAAAUAAUGGCGUGGAUGCGGCCGAAUACCGGAAACCGGAAGAGGAAGUGAAUCCCAGCCGGCAGAAAGAGCGCCAAAAAAGAAGUAUUUAAACCAGACAGAAAGAAGAAAGAUGGACUUUUGAAAAAGGCUAUAUGCCGAAACGCGUCAAGUUUAUUUUUAAGAGGACUUUUUUAAAACAACAGUGUUUGUUUGUAUCCAGCUUUUUAAUAUAUGUGGAAUAAAAGUUUUUUGCACUUCAUCAUUUCUUGCAUCCAGAUUUGAUUGAAACAGCUUGAACUAAGGACCACAAAGUGAAUUGAGCUUGGAGUUCUCUUGUACAUAUGCUGAUAUGCUGCUACCUAAAAUCCAGUAUAUGUUCCGCACGCUCCCACUUAAGCUUCCCAACAAGUACUUAAAGGACCUGCAAAGUUCAAUAAAUGACUAUGUAUGGGACUACAAAAAACCAAGAGUAACCCUAAACACGAUGGUCGCUUCACGAGCCCAAGGAGGGAUGGGCCUACCAGAUGUGAAAGGAUACUAUAGAGCUGCGCAGAUUGCUCCACUUAUUGCAGCCUCCCACCGCUCGACUCCCAUGACAUGGGUCGAAUUGGAGAAACGUAAAGCCGAAGGCAUCUCACUCCCCGCUGUGGCAUGGAUGCCGCCGAAACACAGACCCAAAGCGCCAGAAAUGCUGCCGACAACCACACUUACUCUCUCUGUGUGGGACGACUACCGCAAAAAAAAGGGGAAAAUGUCACCCAUCUCACCAGCAACCCCAAUAGAAUCGAUCCAGCACAUUAUCCCAAACUUCAACCACAAACUAUGGCACAGACAUGGCAUCCACACACUGUCGCAAGUGUUGCAGGGUACCAAACUCAAGCAAUUCAAAGAUAUAUGUGAAGAAUUCCGAAUCCCAACGACAGCGACCUUCUCCUACAACCAGCUACAAUCAUGGAUAAACCUACAGAAAUCGCAACAAACAGUGCGCUCACCUGAUCCACACUGGCUCAAGCUGACAGAGAUAUGCACCAAGACGAAACCGGCAACAAAAAUUAUCUCAACAAUUUACACAUCUGAAAAAACAGACACCCAAGGCAAAAUACCCUCCUAUAGGAUAGCAUGGGAAAAAGACAUAGGGCAUGAACUCACAGAUGAACAAUGGCAAUAUAUAUUCCACGCCAACAACAAGCUAUCCCUCUGCACAUCCCACACAGAACUCUCCCGCAAAUUGAUGUACCGGUGGUAUCUUGUACCAACGAGACUUAAACACAGCUACCCGAAUGUGCCAGACACAUGCUGGCGCUGCCAGCGAGACCGGGGCACCCUGCUGCACAUAUGGUGGCAAUGCCCACUACUGAAACAGUUUUGGUCACAAGUCCUAAAUCUAACGACCCGCUGCACCCAACUGCAAAUUACUUUGAUACCUGAACUGUUUCUACUAUUACUACUCCCCCAAACACCUCACAUUCACACCAGGUACUUGCUAUACCACAUCUGCAUAGCAGCUCUCACCGUUGUAAGCAGGAAAUGGAAACAACUCACUGCCCCCACGAUCAGCCAGUGCAUUACAGCUAUAGAAACUUCCAGAUCUUACGAAAUGGCAGCGAGAAAAUCAGCACAAAACAAAUCUUACUGGACUGAGGCUUGGGACAUAUGGGACAGAAACAAACCACGCUGAAAUGCAAAACAAAGCACUACCAGAAUCGAGAGACACAACUCCUUCCUCUGGAGGCACUGAAGAAGCCACCCCAGCCCACGUCCAAGCACCCAUUCCUUAACCACAACACAAUCCAUGCACACCACACAUCAACUUCAGACAUUCACUCCCCACCCUACCCCUCGCCAUUCCCCCUCCCCCCCUCCCUUAACCAAAGACUACCAACCAUGCCAACAAUACAGAUCGGCACCCCCAAACCACAUCGAACACGAUACAAGCAAAAGAGACCCAUGACCGCACGUUAAGGUUCAGAGGCUGUGGUACUAUACAUGUUCAUAUUUUGUAUUUUGUACAUUGUACUGUCUAACAUCCUCAUGGUGCCCGUGAUGAUCACAUACUGCAACUGUGAUAACAUGUGUGAUGCAUUCGAUACCCCACCUAACCCCCUCUGCUUCUGUACCCUUCCCAUGACCCCUUAUUGCAAAAUAAAAAUUGUCAAAUUCAAAAAAACAUGGGAAUCAAAUUAGGAUUUACACUUGACAAACUGUAACACAAAAACAGAGACACUGAACAUCAAUGCAUGUGUUCUCCUAAUAAACCAAUCGUCCGGAAGGCUGCCUGCAGCUUUCCACAAACCAGCGUGCCCCCACCCUCAGGGACCCCCUCCCGCCCGGCUCUGGAAAGGGGAAAGGGGUUUAAACUUACCUUUUUCCAGCGCUGGGCGGGGAGCUCUCCUCCUCCGAUCCUCCUUCUCUCCUCCCCGUCGGCUGAAUGCGCACGCGCGGCAAGAGCUGCGCGCGCAUUCAGCCGGUCACAUAGGAAAGCAUUCAUAAUGCUUUCCUAUGAACGCUGGCGUGCUCUCACUGUGAAAAUCACAGUGAGAAGCACGCAAGCGCCUCUAGUGGCUGUCAAUGAGACAGCCACUAGAGGAAAUAGGGGAAGGCUUAACCCAUUGAUAAACAUAGCAGUUUCUCUGAAACUAUGUUUAUGAAAAAAUGGGUUAACCCUAGCUGGACCUGGCACCCAGACCACUUCAUUAAGCUGAAGUGGUCUGGGUGCCUAUAAUGGUCCUUUAAGGGGUUAAAUAGGUAUGUUUUCCCAGUGAAAACCUUUGAUAAAGAGAAUAUAUAUAUAUAUAUAUUCACAGUAGUGUCAAGAAUACAAACCUUUGUUCCUAAACCAGUAGUACUCAAAUGCAGUAUUAGGUCCCUGGCCCCCCUCUCUCCGGCAGUCACAGAUACUUUUACUCCCCUUUUCUCCCACACUGUGACGGUCUCGCUGCGUCUGGCCUCACCUCCAUGGCUGAGAUCAUUAAUUUUUAUGAAAGCAUGGGGAGGCUAUUGCACUUGCGCAGCAAAAAGCCACACUGCACCGGUCAGCAUUUCCUCAAAGAGAUGCAUUGAAUCAAUGCAUCUCUGUAGGGAACAUUCAGCAUCUCCAUGCAGAUUGUGGGGUUGGGGCCGCCGCCAUGAAACCCAGGCAGCACUGGAAGAAAGUUGAGUAAACUCACUAUUACUUUACUGACAUGUGUGUAUUCCUGACGCUUUAGUGUUUCUUUAAAUUAUAAAAUAACAUGCAUUCAGCAAAAAAUGAGUUUAUGUUGCAUUAUUUAAAAUAUUUUUUUUCUCUGUUUUAAAUUUAUAUUUCUACUUGCAGGGUAAAGCCGAAGUCAGCAUGGCGUCACAUCUUAAGUAUAUCUCUCUGGGGAUUCUGGUGAUCCAGACUACUAGUUUAGUAUUGACAAUGCGCUACUCUCGAACGCUGAAGGAAGAGGGUCCUCGAUACUUGUCGUCCACUGCUGUGGUGGCUGCAGAGGUCCUAAAAAUUGUGGCGUGUAUAUUCUUGGUGUAUAAAGAUAACAGUAAGUAGAGAAAUGCAUAGAACCCUGCUUUUAAGAUUUAUUUAUUUUAAGUGUGUUCCAGUUAUGUGCACAUUUUGUAUGUAGCUCAAUCCACUGAAAAAAUAACAUUAUUUGGUUUUGAAGUCAUCUCUGUUGGAUCGCUUGAGCCAAGCCUUGUAGGGCAAGACUUGGCUCACUGGCUGACUGCAUCAACUGAUUAACCUCCUCAUUUUAAAACAAACUCCUCAAAAUGUCUCUGAACUGAUAUUCUUCCAUUAUGCCCCAUGCAGUCAUUGUCAACCAAAACCUUAGCCUUACUGAUGUGACUGUUACACUUGCAGUGAAGCUGGCACUAGGGAAAGGAAUUGGUGGGCAAUGGGAAUGGGUGUUCCGUUAGUGUAACACUGGCAAAUCCUGGUUAACCCCUUAAGGACACAUGACGUGUGACAUGUCAUGAUUCCCUUUUAUUCCAGAAGUUUGGUCCUUAAGGGGUUAAUGGCUGAGUUUCUAGACAUGCGAUAAUUGCUCAGUUAACAUCUACCUUUAGAUGUUCUCUGUUAAAUCCACUAGAAAUUGCUAAAUAUGUGUAAGGUGUGUACAAAUUGGCAAGGGAAGGACAUCUGAAUAGACAACAAAAAAGACCUUGUCCAUUCUCCGCACUCUCUUACACUUUGUUUUUUUUUUCUCUUGCCAAAAACAAGGGUAAUCCAGACGUGAACCCCAUGCUCACGGUGUCUGGAGGGGUAUUUUCCAUCACUCACCGACAACGCCUAACAAGGUUGAAACAAAUCCCUGGGGUUGCUGUAUCUUUUGCGCAGAGAGAGACAGCGUGCGCAUUCAGCCUGUCUCAUAGGAAAGCAUUCAUAAUGCUUUCCUAUGGACGCUGGCGUCUUCUCACUGUGAUUUUCACAGUGAGAAGCACACAAACGCCUCUAGCGGCUGUCAAUGAGACAGCCACUAGAGGCUUUAGAGGCUGGAUUAACCCAUUUAUAAACAUAGCAGUUUCUCUGAAACUAUGUUUAUAUAUAAAUUAAAAAAAAGGGGGGGGGGGGUUAAUCCUAGAGGGACCUGGCACCCAGACCACUUCAUUAAGCUGAAGUGGUCUGGGUGCCUAGAGUGGUCCUUUAAGAUGAUGCCUGUUCUUGGUAUUCUACUGCACCUUGUUUUUUUGCUCUCCCCUACUGUCUCACUGCUCAGUUCUCUACCAUUUUGGAGUCACGUCCCUUUUGUUUUGGUUUCUGCAGGCCUAGACACACCUGUCCUGGCUGUGACUGACACAGCCUGCAUCAAAAAAUAUACUUUCACUUUCAAUGUUAACUUACUUUAAAAGUUGUUUUUUUUUUAUCUCCUCCUCUGUAAAUUGAACUUUAAUCACCCACAGGAGGUAACUGCAGGGUCUGGCAAGCUAACAGUGGAGGAUAUAAGAAAUUCUAAAUUUUAAACCGAUUUUACGGUAAGUGAAGUGAAAACAUUAGAUAACUCUUUACAGGAAGUGUUUACGAAAGUCACAGGCAGGGAGGUGUAACUAGGGCUGUGUAAACAAAGUGAUUCAACUACUAAAUGGCAGAGAAGUGAGCUAUACACAAAAACUGCUUCCUUAAGCUAAAUUUGUUUUGGUGACUAUAGUGUCCCUUUUAAGGUUUUUUGUUUUUUGUUUUGUUUGUUUUAGUAAAACCUCGUUACCAAUAGUUUGAAUUAAAAAAGAACCCUGAAGCGUCCAUUUUGCAAGGUCAUAUUCGGUUUUGGCACAAUUGGUCAUCACCCACCCCAUCAAUUCAAUGAAUGUACAGUGAUAUCUGGGCGAAGACAUGCUGUCCAUUUUAAAGCACAUUUGUAGUAGUUGUACGGUGAUAUGUUUUUUUCUGAGCUGUAUAAGAUUUGUGUUUACAAUUAUGACUUAUUCUUACCCCUCCUUGCCUGACUGGUUUUGUUUAACAGGUUGUAGCUUGCGAGCGCUGAACCGGGUGCUACAUGAUGAAAUUAUUAACAAGCCAAUGGAGACAUUAAAGCUUGCGAUACCCUCUGGAAUCUACACCCUGCAAAAUAACCUGCUCUAUGUUGCACUGUCGAACCUCGAUGCAGCUACUUAUCAGGUACUGAGACCGUGCAUAGCCUGAGCAGAAUGCAGGCUCCUGGAAUGUGACUGCUGCUACUUGAUACAUUGUUUCACGAUACAAGUGCAUUGUGGAAGUAAAUAGGUGUAUAUGUAUCAAUAAAUGCUAAUUAUAAUUUAAUAAUAAAGUGGUUAUUUAUAUAUUUAAAUUUUUUUAUUAAAAUUGUAUGCCUCAUUUUGGUGUGGGGUUUUUUUUUUGGGGGGGGGGGGGAUGAGAUUAAAUCUUCCCCAAAUAUAUAAUCAAAUAAAUAGGUGGACACUAUAUAGAGCUGCAAAAACAGAAACAAAAGUGAUUUAACUCCUGGAUGGCAGAGGCAUUAUUCAUACACCAAACAGCUUCGCAAAGCGCAAGUUGUUUUGUUGCCCAUAGUGUCAUUUUAAGCACAUAUACAGCAGGUUAACCUUUGCCCAGCCACUCCUGGAGUACAUUUCCCAUGAAUUAUCUCUCUAUUUACCAACUACACUUAUUUAAGAGAAGAAAAACGGUAUGUCAGUGUUUGAAUUUCACUCCAGGAGGUGGCUGAAACAUGUAUUUUUUUCAUCCCAGUGAAAACCAAGGAUAAAGAACUGCACAUGAAUGUAUGUGUUAACUUUCUUCUUUAAUCAGAAUGAGGGGAUGCAUUAAAGGAACACUAGCGUCAGGAAUACAAACCUGUAUUCCUGACUCUACAGUACUGGAAUUCAACUUUCCGUCUGAGUGACUGCCACUAGAGGUCUAACUUGCCAGCAAUAUAAACUCUUACAUUUCUAUUAAAAGGCAGUGUUUACAUUAAAUAGCCUGCAGGGACAGGCUAUAGACACCAGAACCACUACAUUAAGCUGCAGUGGUUCUGUUGUCUAUAAUGUCCCUUUGAGGUACAACCUCCUGCACACAUCCCUCAGUGCACACAAAUCCAUUCCAGAAUUCUUAGUACAUCUCCAAGCGCUAAGCAUGGUAGGAUUGGUAGGGCUGCAGCAUAAUAAAUUGCAGUUCUAGCAAUUUGCCUAGAUAAAUUUUCAUUUUUGCAUUACUGAUGCACAUUAAUAGCUUAACAGUUUUUAAAAAUAUAAUGUGUUCUUGUGAUCUACACUUGCAUACUAAUAUAAUCAUUUUAAAUAUCACUCAUAUAUCGUAAUAACUCAUUUUUGUAAUGAGUGUCCGCAUCUAAAUUGGUAUUCCUUUGUGGCAAUUAAGUAUGCAUACUUGUCUAGUGAGAAUGCAAGGAAGAGAAUGCAAGUAAUUUUGGCAUUCAAAUGCUGCUGAAGAUAAAAGAAAAUGUACAUAUGCCUUGGAAAUGUUUCCUAAUGCAGAGGGUCCAAAAGUGUUGGGUCCCACCGCAUUAGUAAAUCAGGUGCUCAAGACAUUUAUUCUGCUUUUCUUCUGUUCUUCACUGAUUCCAUUCAGUAGUUGCUGUGCUGGUGUUUUCAUUGAACAACAGUCUUUAUUUCAUCUACUUCAAGUUCCUUUUUUUUUGCUGUUAACCUCUUGCCUCUUUCACCCUGUCUGUCAUUUUACAGGUCACAUACCAGUUGAAAAUCCUCACUACGGCCUUGUUUUCCGUGUCCAUGCUCCAGAAAAAGCUUAAAAGUAAUCAAUGGCUCUCAUUGUGUAUCCUGAUGGCUGGUGUUACGCUAGUUCAGGUAAAUGUUAUGCAGACUGUAAUUGUUCAUUUCUUUCAAAGUUGAACACUUGGAAUAAAUGUGCAAGUUUGAUAAUAUCCACACAAUAAUCUUCUAAAGUGGCCAUGCAAUACAUAAUUCACAUGAAAGUACUUUAGAUUGUGUUUAAAGUGAAUGCACAUUUAACGUGCGUUGGAGUACAAUCCAGUGUAGCUCACAAAAAAUACCAUAUCCUGGGAUUAGCCUCUUGGAAAUACCUCAGAGAAGAAGUGGGGAAAAAAUAGUGCAUCCAAACAAAUAAAAUAGGGGAAAUUAAGACUAUUUCGGAUAGUGGAAUUUCCAACUCACAUGUUUCAAAACCCUAUAAGAAUGUUUCUGUUCUUAUAUGGCAUUAGAGUCUUUAAUGGGGGACUCCGUCCCUCAUUGGGCUGUAGCUCCUCUUCUUCAAUUUCUGCUCAAUGUACAGGAUAAAAUAUUUAGGACAACCGCAUUAAUUGUGAGUGUUCAAUAGUGUGUGUAACUACUUGUAACAGUUUGUGCGUUGGGGUGUGUGUGUAUGCUGGCAACUAUGCGCGGGUGUGUAAUUUUGUGGUGGCACUGGGGUUUGGGGGUUGUGGUGGAGGCGCAUCAGCUCACUGUUCACAUUUUGCCCUACCUGACAAAUGAGUUCAGUACCCCUGAACUAGGUGGGGUGUGUGUGUGUGUGUGUGUAUAUAUAAAUAAUCACAAUCUUCAUGAGAAUCCAGAGGAAACUGAUGGACGAAUAAUGUAAUAGCAUCGUCUGUUAAAAAAAAAAAUAAAAAAAAAAAUACUUGUAACCAUGAAGAUGCACAGAUCCAUAAACAUAUAUGAUUUAUAGUACAGUUUCAAUGUUUAGAUUAAGAAAACAAGAGGAUUCUUUUCAUUUAACCCCUUGGGUGCUAAAGCAUGUAAUGUGGAGAUCCAGAAAGCUUAUACAUAAUGCAUAGAAACAGAGCACACUUGUUAAAUGAAAAUUUCUUACACAACAGCCAGCCAUUUAACACCCGCAACAAGCAAGGAAAUGCACUCAUGAGACUUGCUGUAGAAAAAUCUUCACUGAUUUAUUUCAUGCAGACUACAACAUACAUUUUAACAUUUCAGUGUCACACGAGACUUUCAUCAGGACAUUUGUGACCACACAGAUAUUCAGUAAAUGACCAGUACAACAAGCUCCAAUGUUAAACAUUACUUGCCCAUCAUACUUGUGUCAUUGGAACCUAAAGUUUCACACAAAGAUUUGCAUAGAUGAAUUUAGUAGAUUACUAGAUUCAACCCCUUAAGGACCAAACUUCUGGAAUAAAAGGGAAUCAUGACAUGUCAUGUGUCCUUAAGGGGUUAAAGGUGUAUUAACCAUAAGUGUCAAAAUGCAUGCAGACUGUAUAACUUCAAUCACCAUACCCAACCUAAAUCAGUAACUACUCCAAAUAGGGCUGAUAACAGGAUCUUCUUGCCUGACCUUGAUAGAUAACUUCUUCAGUGGGCUAAUUUAGGUGAGUUCUAUCGUCCUUUUGCACUGAUAUUUGUAAGAGGAACCAUUCCUGUCUGUAAUAUUGACCUUUAUGAGAGAGUGUGAGUGUUAUAAUCUCCAUACUGCUAUCCUCACAUUUAUACUUUUAGAAGUCACAUGACAAAUGGGCACCUCAACUUCUGUCAUCAUAGUUUUGAACAGUUCACCCGCAUAAGCAUCCUAAUUGUCAAAUAGCCUACCUGAUUAUCACUCAAACAAUGAUUGUCAACAUCAAAGGUGUAACAAACCAAAAAGUAAUUUAUUUCCUUUUAGCGUGCUGUAGUAUGAUUGUUCUGUUGCUCUUUAUCUUGAGAAUUGUUUAGGAUCUUCCUUGUGUUUUGUUUUUUCUUGUCAGUGGCCCACAGAUUCCACCACUACUCCGUCCAAAGAGGUAUCUGUUGGUUCUCGUUUUGUAGGACUCAUGGCUGUCCUGACUGCCUGCUUCUCAAGUGGUUUUGCUGGUGUCUACUUUGAAAAAAUUUUAAAAGAAACAAAGCAGUCUGUAUGGAUACGGAAUAUACAACUCGGUGGGUUUUCUGUUAUUUUUGAACAAAGUCUGCCUUGUUUUAAAAAAAAACUGUUUCAUAGAUUAAUAUUGCUUUAUCAAUAUUCCUUUUUAUGAAAUAACUCUGAGACCACAGAAUUUACUUCACAUUUAACAAGCGCUAAAUGAUUCUUCCUGGUUAAAUAUUUUGAUAUUCUUGUAAUCUAUUGAAAUAUGUUUCAUAGAAAUAAAUAAAAAUCUAAAAUGAGUAAUGUGUGCAAGUAGUAUUCAACGAUCAAAAAAUAAAAACUUAAAGGGAAACCCCAGGCACACUUCUGCCCAUUGGAGUGGUCUGGGUGCCAACUACCACCACCUUUAACCCUGCAAGUGUAAUUAGUGCAGUUUUUACAAACUGCAAUAAUUACCUUGCAAGAUUAAGUCCUCCUCUAGUGGCUAUCAGACAGCCACUAACGGGAUUUCUGUGUUCUUAGAACACGAAAAGUGUUUGAAAUGAUGCUGGACGUCCACACGCUAUGCUUGAGGACAUCCAGCAUCGCCAGAAACCCCAUAGAAAAACAUUGAAUAAUGCUUUCCUAUUGGGAAGUGUGUGCAUUACGACUCCCCCACCGACAUCAGGAGUGUGGGCGGAGCCUGACCCUGCGCCGAGGGACAUCGGCGCUGGAUUCAGGUAAGUCACUGAAGGGGUUUUAACCCCUUCAGCUAUAUGGGAUAUGUUUUCCUGGAGAGUCCCUUUAACUGCACAGAUCCUAGCAGUCAUUUAACUUAUAUACUGGAUUCGGUAUACGGUAGUGCCAUAAAUGUCAAUAUUCAAUGUCCAUCAUAUAAAGAAGUAGGGAAGGGUAAAGUUAAGUAGAAGAAAAGGAAGUGACGUCUUAAGAGUUCAAUAGGGUAUUAAGUUAUUUUUUCUUUAUCUUAAAAAUGUAGUUGCACAAAUAUAAGGCUUGACCAGUUUGUUUACUGUUCUUUUCACCCUUCAUCUUUACCGACUGCUCCUACCUUUCCAUAUAUCUUGUAUAAACAUUAAAGCAAUAAUGCCCCAUACAAGUGAAUUCUGAAGAGUAGGGAUGUGUGACGACUUAUUUGUUUCUUGGUGCAUGGUUUGUAAAUCUUUCUUGCUUUUCCACAGGAUUCUUUGGUGGGAUCUUCGGCCUGAUGGGAGUGUUUAUUUAUGACGGAGAGCGUGUCUCUCAGGGGGGCUUCUUCCAAGGAUACAACAAUCUUACCUGGGCAGUUGUAGCUCUUCAGGUAAUAAAUGUUUAAUGUCAUAUUACUUUCUAAAGGUCUGGCAACCAAGUAGUGUCCGAUAACCCACCGAAAGGGCGGGUGGGAAUAAUACUCUCCUCCAUGUCAUUAAUAAAAUCAUGACUUUACGUCAUGUUAAUAGUAAAAUAUUGCAAUUUUAUUAAUGACAAAAGGGCUCCUAUUAUGUUAGUUUAAAGCUGAGGUACCACCUGAGAAGAAAAAUGGUCAAUUGGACGGAAAUAGAAAUCCCGAAACGUAGAUUCAUGGGAUCAAUCCACCAUUCUCAGAAUAUCGUCAAGGCGACAAUCAAUCCUCAGGACCCCGCACAGAAUGAGCUGAAAACAUAGAAGUAUCAAUCUCUGUCACAGAUAGAAGGUCCGUAUCCAACAGGCCAUAGUGGGUGUAGAAACUGGAAGAUGAGUUGUACGAAAUGAAAUAAACAAUUGAUGUAAGUUGGGUGAUCUCGAUAUCUGUGUACGAUCAAGGUAAGAUCGCAAACAUGCCACCGGGCAUAGAUUAGGUCUGACAGAGUAUCUCGGGUAGGAGAUAGAUUUCAUGGCUGAUUUAGUCCUAUGAGAAAUGUUGAACGAUACUCCUUCUGUUGUGAAGGAUAUUGCAGUGCAAUCCAAGGCUCUAACAUCAGAUAUCCUCUUACAGGAGAGCAAACACAGAAGCAUAAGCUGUUUCCAAGUCAGAUGUUUCAAGGACAAUUUAUCAUUCAGCAGCCAGGAGUCCAUGAAGGUCAACACCACAUUGACAUCCCAGAACAAGGAGUAUCUUGCUUGUGGGGGUCUAGUAAACCUCUGAUGCCUUUUAGCAGCCUACAAACGAAAGCAUGUUGUCCGAUCGGGGAACCAUCCAGACCUCGGUGACCUGCAGAAACAGCCUAAACAUUAAUUGUGCGAUAAGCCUUCCCCGAUUCAAACAGCGUUGUUAGGUAAUUGAGUAUUGCAUUCAGAGAGGCAGAAAGUGGAUCCAAUGACCUUUCCACGCACCAGCCAGCCCAUACUUGCCUUGCGGAGCAGUAGGCAGAUCUGGUCCCCGGGGCCAAGGCACUGUCCAGGAGUUCCGUAAUUGACUGUGGAAGGUUUGCAAGUGUCCAGGGACUCCAGAAAUUAACCAUGCCGUGAGUUAAAGUAGACCCUGAUCUAUCAAGCUGUGCGACUUCCCAUCCGGAUCUAGAAGAAAGUCCGGGACCAUCAGUAGCAGACGCAGGAAAUCCAAAGACAUUUCCAGAAGGCGAGGGAACCAAGGCUGUGUUUACCACAUUGGAACCACGAUCACCAGAGAGCAGUCGUGUAUGUAUAGGUAAGACCACGUCCGAGAGAUAAGGUUGAACGGAGGGAAGGCAUAAUGAUGGGACAGCGGCCACAGUAGUUGUGUGUCCAGCCUGGAUGCGAACAGGUCGACAAUCCGCAGACCCCACAAUAGUUCCAGAUGUCUGAAGAUCGAGUGAGCAGAUGCCAGUCCCCCGAAUCCUCCAGGUAUCUGUAAUUCCAAUCCGCCCAUGCGUUGUCCAAACAUGGAUACAUUGUUGUGAAGACAGAACUGCCAGAAGUCCUUUGCUAGGUUCACCAACAGUUUGGACUUCGUGCCUCCCAUGUGAUUGAUAUAACGUACCGCCGACACAUGUUCCAUGUGGAGCAGGAUACAACAAUUUCCUAUAGUCGGUGAGAGACUGAGAAUGUUGAAAGACCUCGCCAGCAAUUCCAGACAGUUGAUGUGGAGUCUGGAUUCGUCCGUGGGCCAUCAGCCACCUGUGGAAACGUUCCCGCAACGCGCUCCCGAGCCAUGUAAGCAGGCAUCAGAUUUGAUAACAAUGUCCGGAGUGGCCCAGAAAAUCGCCUGACCGUUCUAAGCUUCUAUAUGGUCAAGCCACCAUGACAGUUUUUCCCGUAAUUCCACAUCCUCCAUCCGUUGGGAUUCAUAAGAAAAGCCUGUCCAUAAAUAGAAGCCUUUUCAAACAUUGCAAAGCCCGGUAGAGCAGAGGACCCGGGAAGAUCGCUUAGAUUGAUGCAAGCAGACCUAUGAUCCGUGCCAACUAACAUAUGGAGAGGAACAUAACCCAGAGGGCGCGCCUGACCUCCUUCUUGAUGGCCUUCAUCUUGGCUUCCGGAAGAAAUAGGAACUGGGAGACUGAGUCGAUUUCUAACCCCAGAAAUUCUAUCUUCUGCACCGCAGUCACAAUGGACUUUUUCCAUUUUAUGAGGAAACCCAGAUCCUCAAGCGGUUGCAUGGUCAAUUGCAAGUGACCAAGGAGCUGAUCGGGUGAAGUGGACAUGAGCAGGAUGUCGUCCAGGUAGAUGAUCAACCAGAUUCCCCAUGCCCUGAGGAAGGCUACCACCGGCUUCAUGACUUUGGUGAAACACCAGGGAGCCGAGGAAAGUCCAAAGGGUAGACAAGUAAACCUCCAAUGCUGUCCUUGCCACGUGAAGUGCAACAGAUCCCUGUGCUCCUUUAUUAUGUGGAUUGUUAAAUAUGCGUCCAUGAGGGCCAGUUUGACCAGCCAAUCCCCAUGUUGGAGCAGGUCCCGGAGACUGAAUGCCUUCCAUUUUGAAGUGCUGGUAACGCAGGAAUGCGUUGAGGUUUUGCAGAUUUAUCACUGGGCGAACACCUCUGCCUUUUUUGGCAACAAGGAACAGGUUGCUUGUAUGCCCUGGAGUCCCAAACUGGGCCUCUUGAAUCGCCCGUUUGGAGUGUAGUUCCAUAAUUUCUGCAGAGAUGAGAUCGGCUUGAUCUUUGGGUAGUGACAACUUUGAACACAACUUAGGAAAAGCUGGUUCAGGUGGAAAUGGUUUUCAAUCACAAAUUUUUCCCCACCAUAACCUUUUUGAUUUUUGCUUCCUAAGCAUUACCAAGCCUCAAUAGCCAACUAUAGUAACAAACCUCAUGCUGAUGAGUUGCAUUAAAGCGGCACUGUCAUAGCCGAAUCCCGUUUUGUUUUGUUUUUUAACCCCCCUCCCGACUCCACUACAUCUGACUGACCCCCUAAGCCCCCCAUAUUACCUAUUUUUUUUAUUCUUUAUUUUCCUUCCCGAUCUAUAUUCACGGUGCUGCCAUCUUUGUGUGGGUAGAGGAAAUCCCUGUGGGACACGUCAUCUGCCCAUACUAGACAGACUGUGAGAUUACCGCACAUGCCCAGUGAAACACCUGGACAUGCGAACGGUAAUUUCAUCUAUUCAUUCAUUCGUCAGAUAGACGAAUGAAUGGAUAUUUCAGACGAACAAACAAACAUGGAGUAUCAGUGUUUGUUUGUUCGUGCAGUUUAUUACACGGAGGGAGCUAACGGCGCGCAGCUACCUCCUUGUAAUAUGUAAAGAUAGAAGCGGCAGGGAGCUGUGCCCCCCAGUUACCCCCUCACUCUAUGGGGGGUCAAUAUGACCCCCGUAUUAGCAUAAAAUUAAAAUCUCCCGAAUGCCCCUACUCGCUAUACCGAGUUCGACGGGUAUGAUGGUUUUUUAUUUGGCCUUUUUUGGGGCUGAAAAAUUAAGAUUUUAGAAAAAAGAAGACGUCAAAUGGUAAGUUAAAUUUUUCUUUACAGGUUAGUUAUUUUAUUCCCCCCUCGCCAUUUUUUUAGGGUGAGGGGGUAGGUAGGGGGUUACUUUUUUGGGGGGGGGUGACUAGGGGCUUGGGGACCCCUAGUCACCUUUGUUGGGGGGGGUGGGGGAAUUUGUCUUAGGGCCACCACCCACCGCCCAGGGGUGGGGGGGGAGAGACAGUAGGUCCCCCCCCCCAAUUGUAAUUUAUGGCCCCCACCCACCGCGCAGGGGUGGGUGCCGGGGGGGAGGAAAGUUGGUGUCCCCCUCAUUAUCUUUAUGGCCCCCACCCACCGCUCAAGGGUAGGGCCUGGGGGGGAGGACAGUAGGGUACCCCCCAUUGUAAUUUAUGGCCCCCACCCACUGUGCAGGGAUGGGGGCCGGGGGGGGACAGCAGGUUAUCUUUAUGGCCCCCACCUGUUGCACAUGGGUGGGGGCAAUAGGUUUGUUUAUUUUUGUUUUGUUUUUUUACAGUGAGCAGCCACAGGCUGCUCACUGCUUACUAGACAUGCCCCUACUCGCAGUAUAACGAGUAGGGGCAGAUCAUGUACUAAUACUAAGUAAUCUUUACUUAGUAUUAGUAAAUGUGGCUGAAAGACCAAUUUAGGUCUUUCAGCCUUUUGGUAGAUAACUCCCUGAUACCGUGGGAAUUAAGGAGUUAUCUACUAAGCGGCUGCAAGAUGCAGCCACAGCACGAAUUGAAUCGGCGUUUCAUUCAUUUAAAUGAAAUUCCGAUACGAAUAAAGUGCCGAAUUGAGUAAUAAAAGAAACGAUCAUACUGUUCACAUUCAGUUAGAACGCAAUUCGGCAGUUUCAUCUAAAAUGACAGGGAACACUGAGGAAAGGUAAGAAUUAUGGGAAAAUUGCUCUGACCAGCGGAAAUGAAGUACACUUUGCUCCUCUGCUGGUCAAAGCUGGUCAAGCGGAGGAAACCUCCAUAAGGCAAAGAGUCCCUCCUUUGUCUUAUGAUUAUAAAGAAAACUAAAGAAGACAGGAAGAAAAGAAGAACAUAUCCUGAGAGAGUGGGAGAAGAGGAAGAGAUUGAGGAAAGGUAAGUUCGGCAUGAAAGUGCCGCUUUAACAAUGAAACAGCUGUCCAUGAGUGGUUCACGGGCUUUGCAUAUUUUCCUAAGUUGUAUUUCAAAGCUGUUGUAUACAGCAAACACCGACUCAAAGGUUUACAUAUGCCCACCCAGAAUCCUUUGCGGUAGUAACAUCACUGCAAAUUUGUGAUUUCUGUGGGAAAAGCAAGUCUUGUGGCUUGACUGGUGUGCAGAUUUAUGUUUAAUAUUGUAAUAACUAUCCACAGACUUCAGGUAGGAAGGGGUUUUCAAUCACAAUUUUUUCCUGACCAUAACCUUUUUGGUUUCUGCUUCCUAAACAUAGAUAUAAAUACUUAUCUAAUCAAUACAGAAUGAAAACCGGAGUAUACUUAGUUGGUCUGAGAGAGCAGCAAAGAAAGAGGAAGUUGAUGGCUAGUUCAAGACCCUUUUAUAGACUGUUCCUGUAUCCUGAUUGGUUGCCCUGUUCCUAGGCAGAUUUGUUAUAUUGAUCUUUUAUUCGAGUAUAUACUUUUUCUCUUUGCUGCUAAGGGAAAAUAAAGAAAGAGAAAGCAUAACAGGAGCCUCCAUGUCAAUAAUAAAAUCAUAGUUUAUACACUACAUUUCCCUAGCUAUUAAAGACUAAAUGUUUGUCAGUAGAAAUGUCGCCAAUUUAUAUCUUCAUUGCUAAGAUUAGCUAUUGUUUGCAUUUUCUUUUCAAACUAUUUUUAUUGAACAGUAUUUAAAAAUUAAAAAAUCACAAUUUGUUAUAUAAAGAAAUCAAAAUGUAACAAUAGAAACAUGAGUAGAAGGGAAGGUGAAAAAAAUUACAGAUCAAAACGAAAUUAAAAAAAAACAGGAGGGCAUGGGUACUAUCCAAGUGCACAAUAAUAAAAUGGUGGAUUUGUUCCUGUGAAAAUUAUAAUACAGAGAGUAAUAUAACCAAUUGUAUGUCUAAAUAUAUUGUAUAUCAAUAUGUAACAGGGCAUAUGGAAUUGUCUACCGGAGAAACUCUAUAUUUAUAUCAUUUUUCCAAGCGUCCCAAUGAAACUGCAAAUUCACCUUUUGAAUUUGCACCUACCAUGAUUUUAUCUAAUUUACUUGAUGUCUUAUUUAGAUUUUUGAAUAAACCCACCAUUAGAGAUAAUGUUAGAAUUAACGGAUCUAUCUUUUCAAUGAGUGAAUGUAUUCCCUGCCAGGACAGCAGUUAGGGGGCCAGGUUCCACAGGUAUAUAAUAUUGUAGUGAUUUUCUAUAUGGUUGGAACACUGUGCUGUGCUAUCCCUUUGAGAGAUGUGAAUGCAAGCCAUUCCUCCAGGACCCAUUGCAGACCUAGAUCUUUUUCUCCACGCCUUCCCAACCCUUCAUGUUCUGUAGAACCACUAAUUUAACUCUGCACAUUUUGUUCCUCCACGUAAAUCCAAGAGGAUCCAAAUGUAUCUUCUUAAAAAAUAAAAAAUAAAGACAAGGGAACUUUAAGGGGAUAGAUCUUCAUUUUGAUAGAAGCUAUCCUCCCCAACCAGGAUAACUCCAGUUCAGACUAUUUAAAAAAAAAAAAAAUUUUUGUAUAUUCUAAGAUGUUUGUGGAAUUCUUUUCCCAUGAUUCUUAGAUAUCCCUUUAGUUAGAAAAGUGUUGCAUUUUUAAAGGAUGGGUAUAGACAUUAAAAAAGAUAACUGCUUAGAGGGUUCAUCUACUUAGCUACAACUACAGAGGGCAUAAAAACUGCUACACCCUAGUAUCUAAAACACUUGGCUCACCUUGGCACAACAGUGAAUAUUAUUAUGGAUAUUCCUUUCACUUACCUGCCCAAGAAUACUGCUUCAACAUAUUGCGUAUUACUUUGAAACCUACUAUUGGUCUUUUAUACAUGUUUAUUUGAAUAGUAUUGUUGGAAAGUUGUUUUCUGAGUCUUUGGGUCUCUUAAUUGAAUAGACAUCAUUCGGUUAUCAAUAUGAUAAGUUCGCCUGAAAGGUUAACAUCUUCACCAUCUGCAGAAAAGAAACCUAAUUUUCCUAAAUAUAUUUUGUGUUCCUAAAACUUCCACAGUCAUGUGUAGGAAAAAAAUACAUGCUGCCUUCUGACUCUCUAAAAUGAAAUCCUUUUUGAAUAAUUGAAAUUUAUGAAGUGUUCCAAUGAUCCACAUUAAUAUCUUUUUAUUUAUAUCUCACUUCAUUAGGCUUAAAAUUCCAUUUUUAUUACAGAAAUACACUGCAAUUCCUGAUUAUGUUGGAUAGGAAAAUAACAAGACUAGAGUUUUUCAAGCCAAGUUUUGGUGUUUAAAUACCUUUAGUGGACAUGGUUGGCUUCAUAACGACACUCUGGGAGAGCAAACAUAUGAAAAGAACACAAAGUAAUGGGCAGCACAGGAUGAAUAGGGGAACAUUUUGUAUAGUUAGGCUUGCCAGAGUCAAAAUAAGCCAUAACGAUCACAUUAAAAAAGAAAGCGAAAUCUAUUUUACCAAGUUGUUUUUUUUGUUUUGUUUUGUUUUUUCCACUCAAUUCUUUGUUUCCAUGUUGGAAACAUUGUUCAAAUUCCCCCUGCUACUGGGUAUCAAUGAGCAGUGUUUGCACUUUGUAUGUUUAACAGUCUUAAUAAUAGGGCCUUAACAGUUGUUAUAUUUCCUUAAAAUUGACAUGCAGGGAUAUGAUUCUAGUUUAUCUUUCUGUCUCUAAUUCCUUGUGUUGUACCGGUAAAAGCUAAAAAAAAAAAAAACCUAAAUAAAGAUUCUUUUAAAAAAAACAAAAACUGGCCCUUCCAAGGUUAAAAAAAAAAAAAAAAAAAAGUAUAAAAAUGCAAAACGUAAAACCCACCUUAUUCUGCUUGUUCCAGAGGAACGUAACUAUUAAUCAAACAAGUAGUACAAUCUUUCAGGGUGGGGGAUAACAUAUCCAUUAAGCAUCUGUGAAGUCUGCUGUUGUCAGCAUAUCUAUGGUAAACCACAUAUUUUACUUCAUGAAAAAUUCUGAUGGUUUUAUUUAGAAUGUAGCCUAAAGUUAAAAAAAAAAAAAAAAAACAGCUUUAGGCCUGGCAUCUGCAAGUGUUUUAUGCCUUAUCAAACAUUAUUUAUACAGCAUCAUUCAGUAAAUAGCAAUUUUUAGAUUAUGAGCUAGUAAUGCAACUCAAAGUAGGUGGAACUGACACUUAUGCAACUUAUCUGCCGAAAGCCCUUGGAAAAUUCCGGUUUGCUAUCUGUGAGUUUCAAUGUGCUAAAUUAUAAUUCAAUCAGGGAAUUCAUUAAGUAGUUUGUGAAGGAUCUGGGUAGAAAUUUAUAUCCUUACACUGACAGCAAGAUACCGCUCUGCUUGCUUACAAGAUCAGCAGGGCUAGAUUUCCCGUUGGGUAGAGUAGACACCUGACCACUAGGGGUGCCUUUUCCCAGCAUUUAUAAUGUUCAUUUUUGAGUUUAAUUGGGCUGAUUGGUAGAAAUAAUUACCAGGAGCCUUGAUCAGUGAUCACUGUACUCCAGUCAGCUACCUAUGCUGGAUAUCAGAGCUACAGGGUGUAAAACUCAGUGCUGUCCCAGCUUCUGCAGUGUCUGUGUGUGAGGCUGAACAGGUAGAGAUAAUUUCCUAUCUGCCCACUAGUAACGUCUGAUACAGGAAAUGCAUUGCAGGAGGAACAGGGAAAGCUCUGAGUGAUGCACACUGUAUAACUACUCCUGCAGCUGUAAUAUCAUCAUCUGACUGGUCUACAGAAGACAUACGAUGAGUACUUUUCAAAUAACCAUUCAAACGGCACACUGAAAAUAAAUACCUAAUCCUAUGUAUAACUCCUCUUAAACAGUAAAUUUGAAGGAACACUAUAAAUUAGGAACACAAAUGUAUUCCUGACCAUAUAGUGUUAAAACCACCUCCCUGGCCCCCUUUGUCUCCCUAAAUAUAGUAAAGUCUUACUUGUAUUUAAGUCUGCAGCUGCUGGCUCUGCCUCUGACCUGUCUGCUGACAUCAUCAGAAGUGGUGGUCUGAGCCAAUCACAGUGCUUCCCCAUAGGAUUGGCUGAGAUUGUCAAGGAGGCAGAUCAGGGGCAGAGCCAGCACAAGUCAAACACAGCCCUGGCCAAUCGGCAUCUCCUCAUAGAGAUGCAGUGCAUCAAUGCAACUCUAUGAGGAAAGUUCAGUGUCUGUAUGCAGAGGGUAGAGACACUGAAUGGCAGUGCUGUUCACUGUGCAGCACGCCCCAGAAAGCACCUCAAGCAGCCAUCUGAGGAGUGGCCAGUGGAUGUAUCACUAGGCUGUAAUGUAAACAUUGCAUUUUCUCUGAAUAUACAGUGUUUACAGAAAAAACGCCUGAGUGGAAUGAUUCUACUCACCAGAAUAAAUGCAAUAAGCUGUAGUUGUUCUGGUGACUGUAGUGUCCCUUUAACUUAACUCGAGCCCAAAACUCAAACCUUAACAGCCCUUAUACUAUAACUUUAACCCCUCUCAAGCUAUUAAUCUUCUUAACCCUAAACACCCUAUGUAAUAUAACUCUGACAUUAACCCCUCUCUCAUUUUAAUCCCCCCUUAACCAUAACCACUUCUAACAGUAUCUUUAACCCUGCAUGCAUUUACACAGCUCCAUACACACUAUAUUCACACAUUAAAGCACAAUACAUUACAAGCAGAACACGAAUAUACACAUACAUACAUUAAUACAUAGAGAGUUGUCCAACAUGAAUGUGGGGUUUUUUUUUUGUUUUGUUUUAGUCCUACAAUGUCUAAAUUCAUUAUACUUAUUGUAUCUGCCUAAUUUUGGCAUUGGGGAGCAGGAGGUGCCUUAGAGUUUUGUGCAUAACUGGCACCCUGACCUGUAAAUUCGGCCCUGACUAUGAGUAGCCUACUAGAAUUAGCAGUGCAGAGGAGUUUAGUUAAAAAAAAAAAAUAAAAAAAUUAAAUCUGCACUGCAUAAUACUCCAAGCACUGCCAUGUGUGCUUGGUCAUGUAAAGGAGGGUAAAAUAAUGUGCAAUGUAUGCUAUACCUAUGCAAGGACAUCCAGGUGUACAGUCUUAAUUCAAAUAUAAAAUACUCUUUAGAAUUAGAAGGGGGGAAAAGUGACCUACCACUAGGUAACUAUAUAGUAUCCAGAAUUUUAUUUUUUAAAUGCCUCUUCAUGAUGAACUGGAAUAGUUUUCAUUUAAACACUGUUGAUUUAUUGAUCUUUGGGUUUUAUUUUAUAUUUUUUUUUUAAUUAGGUGUUUUUGAGGAGGGGGGUUAAAUAUUUUCUUUAUUGCAUUUUCAAAUUAGAUUACAUCCAUUGCAAGACGUACAUAUAAGUUAACAUACAAACAAAUAUAGUGUGAGAUGUGUACAAUACAAUUUUGAGCAUACUGCUUAAUAUAGAACAUAUUUGCUUGAUACAAUAAGACAGUGAUAGCCACAAGAGGAUUAAAAUAAUAAGGAUCUGUUAAUACUGAGAUUUUAAUUAUUAUUAUUAUUAUUUAAAUGUUUUAUUAGCUCUUUAGGCUUUAGUUGAGCUUAGUCCAUUCUAACCGAAUUAGUUUGCGUAGAGAUGUAUUAUUGGCCUUUCUCUUAAAAAUUAUUUUCCAUUUGGCUUUGGUAGUUGAUUUGUUUAAAUAUAUCUGACCAUAAUAUAGUUGUUGAUAAUUUUCUGUUGGAGACUACACCUUGGGAAAUCCAAAUAAAAGAGUAAUAAUUCAGGGGAUAACAAUACAUUUUGAUUAAAACAUUUUGAAAUAAUUUUUUUUAUUGGUUUUAAUUAUUAUAUAACAGUGCCACCUAAUGUGGAAAGGUCUCAUAUAGUACCAUUAAGUGCAGUGCAGUAUUGGUUACUUCAUGCUUAAUGUGACACUCUGGGUUUUGGUUUUUUUGUGUGUGUGCUCUUAAAAGAACACUCCAAGCUGACAUUUAGCAUUUUUGAAAAUAAUUUUUUUUUAUUUUUUUUUUUUUAUGUAUACGAUAGGUGCAUUUGAGGGGAGGAAAAGCAAUUAAUGAAAUAUGCAAAAAAAAAAAAAAACAUUUUUAAAUAUCUGGUUUAUGAUCAGUUGCUUUAAGUAUGUGAUUUGCAGGAAAGGGAACAGAGUAAUUUUGUACCAGGUCCCAGUAUUUUAUGCUUUAUAUUUUAGGUACCAUAUUAUUGGUUUACUUUCAAACUUUAUAAAUAUGAAUCAGGAUGAACUUUAAUUGGUCAUGUCAAGCAUUGAUAGAAUAUGGCUAUGUUUUAUUCAGACAUAUGAGAGGGUUUUGGAACACUGCUGCCACCAUAAAAACUGUAUUUAUUUUUUUUAUUUUUUUCCUCCCAUCUCUUUUUUAGGCUCUAGGAGGGCUGGUGAUUGCUGCUGUUAUUAAAUAUGCUGAUAACAUCUUGAAAGGUUUUGCCACAUCUCUCUCCAUCAUACUGUCUACGUUAAUCUCUUACUUCUGGCUGCAGGACUUUGUCCCAACUAGGUAUUUUCUUUAUAUUUUCAACCAUUGCUAGGGGCUCGGGUUCAUUUGUGAUGCAUUGUCUAAUUUUUAUCAUUCAUCUAUAUAUAGCCAUUACUUGUAAUGGUCAAACAUUAUUCAUAGUAAGUAGUUAAAACUGGUUAAAGGAACAUUCCCAAACACCAUAUCCAGUACAACUCUCUAUAGUAGCUAUGGUGUUAGGAAAACCCUGACAUCCCCCCAUUGUAAAUAAUAAACCACGGUUAGAACGGUUUGACUUCAACUUAGAUGAUCCCCUCCUUCACUAUCAGUGGAGAACUAAAAGCUCCUAAGUAGCUCAUGGUAAGUCGUCAAAGCAUUUACCAACAGUUUGACACUUACCUGGCUCUGACCAUUACACACACUCCUUCCAGACUGCUAUGAUGAACUUGGAUCAUCAUACUUUGGCAUUAACAUGAUCAAUUUUUGCAACUUUGGAUGUCAUUCAUAUAGGAACUAUUCCUGUUAAAUGCAAAAAAUAGGACCAAUUUCAAGAAAUAAUUGUAUUAAUGCAUUUUCUUUUGUACCCUGCAGUGUUUUCUUCAUUGGUGCUCUUUUGGUAAUUUCUGCCACGUUUCUUUAUGGCUAUGAUCCCAAACCGUCAGCAAAUCCCAUUAAAGCAUGAGGACCGGAGUGCAAUACUUUAAGGAAUCCCAGUGCCCUUUCUGUUCCAUGUUUUGAGAGGAACAGACCAGGGUAAAGAGGACUAACCAAGACACAAAUGCUGCUGAGCGCAACGGGACCACAAGAUGAGAUGCGGCUUUAUUCUUGUGUGAUGGACGCUAAUUUAUUUUAAAAUUAAAUUUAUCAAAGUGAUAUAUAUUUUGUUUUAAUACUUGAAGUAGGGGGUGUCAAUAAUAGGGAUAUUUGUGCAACUCUUCAGAUAAAAUCAUUUUAUUUUUUUUUGUACACCUACAAAUAUUUAAUCUUUAAAAAUUGAUUUUUUAUUGUUGCUGUACUAAGAUUCUCACCUACAUAUGACCCCAGAUAAUGUUUCAGAUCGAUGUAAGAAAAUACUCUACUACCAUUUUAUACUGAAAAGAGCAUUAAUCCUCAAGAUUUGUUUUUUAUUUGGGCAACUGAAAGUCUCACUGUCUUUGUACAACAAACUAAAACAAGGGAAAUAAAUAUGUUUUUAUCAAA